GAGAGGGGCCGAGCGGGCGGCGGAGGAGAGGGAUGCUCUGCCAGGUGUCGGCUGCAGCAUCAGCACCGCUCCUCCUCCUCCUCCACCUCCUCCUCCUCCUGUCCGCAGCAUCCCCUCUUUCUUCAACACUGUUUCUACCAACCAGAGAGGAAGAGAGUGGAGAGAGACGCUUAUGUUUCGCGUUGAACUCCCCUGCAAUUGAAUCAACACUGGAGGUAAGUUGUUAACCCAAUGAAAAUCACGUUUUUUUCUUUUUCUAAAGGAGCUACGGAGGCCAGGAUGGAGAAAGUGUCGCACGUAUUUUGCUCAUUUUUUGGGUUUCGGUUCUGAUUCGGUUCGUUAGCAUUCUCAGCUACGUGUGCAGCUGAUCAUUUUGUGUUCACGCUUCUUUGCAGUGCAGGUUUAGAGAAAAUGUUGCCUGUUUUUUUGUGAAAUAAAACUGAAACAUUUGUUACUGAGCUCGCAUUGUAAGUGGAGCAGUAGGCUAAAGGAGAGUUAAGGUGUUAGAAAGAGAGAGAGCGAGAGAGAGGGAGAGGGAGUGAGGUCAGUCAGUGAGGCGCAGGUUGGUGUGAUGGAUGGAGCAGGUCAGGUCUCUGUGGGUGAUGUUAAUGAUCACACAUAGAUUAUCCAGGCUUUAGACCAGACGUCUGUUAUUAUCCACUGAACUGAGAGGUGACAACAGAGACACUGUAAAGGGAUCUGGAGUUUUACUCUGAUUAAAAGGCUGUUCAGGCUGUUAGAUGUGUGCGUUGUCAUGUUACAUUAAUGAGAAAGCAAAACUAUGAUGUUAAUAUUAUAUUUUGCAUCAAGUAGGUAGAAAAAAAUGGAUUUCUUGUCUUGAAACAUGCAAAAACAUAUUUUUCUUUAAAGUCUAGUGUAAUUUCCUCUCCUUUGAGACCUCCAUGCUGCUGCAUCUGCACUCUCACAGACCUCCCCCUUUCUUCUUUAAGCAUGGUCUAACUCCCGUGCAAAGCCAAGGGAGCCUUAAUCGAAUGCAUGGAGUUUUUAUGUGCUUUCCCAUGUCCUCAGCUUCACCCUUGGUUUACCUAGCUGGGUGGGUGUAGAGAGAAAUCAGGGAUGGUUGAAUGAAUGGAUAAAGGUGAGCAGAUUGGGGGCAUGCCUUUCACGCUCUGCUGUCUCCUAUGCUGAUUGAUCGCUGUCUGAUGAUGAUAUGAGAUCGUCCUUGAGACUAUGCAGUUGGUUUAUUUUAUGUCUUGGUGUUUCGGCACUUUUAUGAGCUAUUGUUUUGUAUAUUUUCAGUUUUGCAUUUCCUCGAACUUGUGGUGUGUACUUAUUCUAUUGAGCAUGCAUUUUGUGUCUGCAACUGUAAUUGAUCCCAACACCAGACACUGCCCACAUCUAUGGAUCUCACAGUCUAUUUUGUAAGUCUUUCCAAUCCCUCGCAGUCAUGUAGAAGUGGAUGUGGAAGCUGACAUGGCAUCAAAAGCAGGGCAGCAGAGCCUGUGGCCUUGGCUUGUUCCAGAUGCUGAUGCAUGUGUGAUUGAUUCAUUACAUCUGACCUCUGCAAAGUCUGAGCAGCGAUCAAUUCAGCAGAUCUCUGCCAGGAAAACUACUCACAGCAGCAGCAGCAGCAGCAGCAGCAGCACGACAGUAGUGUGUAUAUGUGUGUUUUAGUCCUCAGGCUCUGAAGUUAUGUAUGUGUGUGUUGUUUCUGCAGGUAAGACAGUCUGUCACAAAGCCCAUGAGUGUAGCGCACCGGUGCGACCAAGGUCAUUUAAUAGGACAGAAGAGGGGAGAAGAAGGAGGAGGUGGAGGAGAAGAGGGGAACAUAAGAGAUGAGGUGAAGGAGGUAGAGAAAGAAAAGCGUGUCAGAAUGCACUUCACUUCUAUUGGACCAGAUUUUAAAAGGUUUCCUUUUCUAUGUGACACUUGUAUGUCCUCUUUCAAUCAUUUUUUGCUUAAAAAUAUGCAUGAAAUUUAUUUUGGAGUGAGUUUAUUUCAUAAAAAUCCAAUUUGUUUUUGAACAAUUUUAGUCGAGUGAUCAAUUUAGCUCCUUUAGAGUCAAGAGUAAAAGGAUAACUCACCUGUGCUGUGAUUUCAGAGGACUUAUCAGGCUUUAAGUUAGUCAAAGCUCAUAUUUGUGCGUGUGUGCGUGUGGAUGAAAACUGUCAGCACAUGAGCAUCCACACUCUCAAAUCCAUGCUGCCUUUGUCUUGAAGGUGGCAAUGAGCUUGUUGUAGCUCCUCCCCUGCAGUCACAAGCAGGACAGGAGAGGGUGAACAGAGAGGCACGCCCCCGCUGGUGACACACACGCCGCAUAUAAAUACACAUGCACUCACAUUUUCCUGUUCUGUUCGGAGACAACAUGUGGGACCCUUUUUGUCAUGUGCAUGCAUUUGCUGAAUUUUGCGAUUUUAAAAGAUCGUACAGUUUUGACAUAUUUUUUAUACGCCACAUCUUUUUGUAAUAUUAGUCAGCAAGCUGCAGCAGGUAAAAAGAAGUGAACGUCUGUGGAUGAGUUGAAGUGCAGGUAGCAGUGUUUUAUACAGAGACCGAACUGUGAGUGCUUGGCUGCAAAAAGCCACAGUCACUCCACACCAUUUAUUUUUCAUAACACUUCUCCACACCGCGCAUCUUCGCUCUUUUUUCAAACCUCGUUCCAAGUUCCCAAAAAUAAACAUAACAGUCAGACUGAGCAGCCUUUCGCUAAGGAGGUCUGUGCCCCCAUCCUGCACUCUCUCUUCUUUUAUCUGAAAAAAAAAAACAGCCAGUUCAACUCCAUUCCCAUAUUUUUCUGCACAUCAUCACCACCCAAAAAACCCUCAUCCUGCUCCUUUCUUUCCUCACCUCUUACUGAUCCUUUGCCAGAAGUCCCUCCCCCACACCCCUGGGGUUUGCCACUUGCACAUUACACAUGCAUACACACUCUCACACAUUGCAAUACUAACCCCCCCCCUCACACACACACACUCCACUCGCUCCUCUCUCUGUGUCUCUCUACAGCGUCAUUUUUUCCUAUUAUCAUGCAGUCCUAAAAUAAAAACAUGUGACUCAGCUUAAGUUGCACUCAGCAUCUCUUUGUCUGGGUCCUCUCACCUUGCCCGCUUUAUGUCUGUGCAUCUACGUGUGUGUUUGGGUGAGCAUGUGCCAGCUUACAGCCCCGCAAAGAAUUCUUUGUCUGCCUCUGCUCUGCAUCUAAAGUGAACUCCUCUCCUCUCCUCAUUUCCUCUCCUCUUUGUCCCCCUCGUACAGUUUCAACCACCAGACAUGGAAGAGUUAAUAUUUCUCUCUGCGACAGGAGUGAUGGUGGGUGGAUGGGUGGGUGGGUGGAAGGUGGGUGGAGGGGCUUUGCAAAUAACAAUGCGGCGCAACCAGCAUCCAGCGUGGACACAUAACCUUUCUAUUUCUCCUCUCUUGCAUGCUAUCUCCUGUCUGGAUCACUGUGAGUGUGUUUUUACUGAGCCUUAGUGAGCCAAUAUAAAACACACGUCUCACGUCUUCCGCCUUCUCCUCAUUUUCUCCCCCAGACUGGAGCAAUCUGUUCUUUAUAAUCAUACUAAUCUCCCCACCAGUUCCUCUUUGUCUUUCAUCCCCAUUUAUCUUUUUCCCGCUUUUCAUUUCCUGCACAUUUGUCUUCCUUUUGUCCAUCUCAAGCACAAUCCAUCCUCACAUGCUGCACGGCACAACCAGACAAGGAACCGGGACUGUCGGAUUUAGCAGGGAUUCAUCCCCCUGAAAGCCAAACAGAAACUAUAGAAAAUUAAGGAGAAGCAAAUUUGCCUAAUGUGUUUUGGUGACAGAGGUUUAUUUGAAAAACUACACCCCCUCUCUCCCAGGGAGAAGCUGUCUCUUUGUCUCUGCCCCUGCUGCAGUGACAGCUACUAUACCUGACUUUGUGUAUAUGUGCAACUUUGCAUGCACAUGUUUACACACCUUCAGCACAUGGUAUGCAAAUAAAGACACAAACCCCGUGUGUGACAUCUUGAUGGAUAAAUGUGAACCUGUGCCUACAAGUAAAUCUCAUUAUUAGCAACAUUAUGAUUUUCCGUCAAUUUCAUACCAGAGAACGAAUCAUCCACAUAUAGAUAUAAAUCAUCUCUUAUAGUGGAUGAUCUGAUUUUCUCAUUCUCUUUAUUCUGUUAGGUGUGACCACCUACUCUGACCUGUGAUCCUGCUGAAAUCCUGUUACAGCCAUGUAGACAGACUCCCCCUUUGGGACACAAAAAGGCGUCUGAGUGUGUGUUUAUGGGAUUUGAGGAGGAGAGAGAGGCAGAGGGGGAUUAUUUGGGCAGAUGUAGCCUGCUGAUGUGCUAUCUUUAAGGAUGAAAAUGGGAUUGAUCACUUUGCCCUGCCCUCAUUAACUCUGUGUUAUUAUGGUGGAAGAAGGAAUAGAAGAGGAGGAGGAAAAGAAGGGGAAUAAGUAGAGAAAUGGCGCUUAAUUGAAUACAGUUGGGAGCGUUGUGAUGAUGCUGUCAGCGAAGGCAAGAUUGUUGAUGGGGAGCAGCUCUUGUUUUUCAUCUUUACAUAAAAGUGCAACUGGAUGAUUCUAUUUCUGGAUUUUUUGCUCGGCUUCUCCAUCGUGGUAAUCCCUUUGCUGUGCACAGUUUUUGGUUCACACAUACACACUCUCAGGCACUGUUUAGUGAAUCAUCACUUGUGAAAUUCUGUCUACAGGGUGUCUUUUGUGUCUCCUGUGAAAAUGGUGUUUAGCUUAUUUCGCUGCUAUUUCUGUCAGAGCUGUGUUGCUGACAGAGAUGGGAGGGGAAGAGAAGGAUGACUAAAGCUUAGCUUAUUUCUGAAUAGACAUUCUCCAUAAGCUUUAUCCAACUGGAUAAUGUGCGUGUGGAUGGAAAAACCAAAGACAGGAAGAGAGGAAUACUUUUGCAUAAUGGAAAAGAAGAUCAUUGUUUUUUAUGUGUCCAGAAUUUGCACAUUUAUUGUGAUUAUGAACACGCCAUAAAUGUGAGCACCAGUCUUUAGAUGGUGUUGUUUCACGAGUUCACACCUUCACACUUUCAUGUCAAACACAAUCCAGCCUCGGGAACAUGUGCAAGGACACACAAGGAUGAUGUCAUUAGAGAUUAAUUACAUGCAAAAACAUGGGCUGUACUGUAUUAAAGGAGUGGGAUGUAAUCUCAAAGAUAAGUGCUACAUUGCAUUUAAUGUGAAUUCUGCACUAAAUCUAAUUAAGCUACGUGCUAACACUCUGGAGUCAUAAAUUAUGGUUACGCACACUUCAACGCUCGGCCCAUUUGUGUUCCCCAAUCUCUUUUGCGCCUUUUCAAAUGUCCUGGAAUUCACAUCUUUGCAUAUAGUAUAUGGAUGAAAGAGGGAUGGCACUAGGGAAUUUAUAUGUGUGUGUGUGUGUAUGUGUGUGCACACGAGUCCAUGGGGUUCCCCUGGGAGCACAAAGCUAUAAAACCUGUCUGCUCUCCAGAGGGGGAGGAGAGGAAUAAAGCAAAGUGCCAAAGACAAAUGGCUGCUGUAAUGGCCACAUGUGCCGCUGGACCGACAACAAAGAUGCAAAGAGCGCGCGCAUGCAGGUGUUGAUGUGUGUGUUUCUGUGAAGGUGCGAGUGUCCGUGUGGGAUGUGUGGUGCGUACAGUCUUUGUUGCAAUGUGCAUAUGUUUAGAGGAUGCAAAUCUAGCAUGUCUGAAGGAUUGAAGGUCUGUGUUAAACAUCUGGCCUGACUUGACAUUACAGAGUCGAACAGAAGAAAAUAUAUGCGGAAAUAAAGAAAAUUGAGUUUUUAAUAUAAAGUUAUGAGCAGCAUAUACGUUUGAUCAACUGAACAAAAUAAGACUCUCAGCCCAGCUCUAACAUGUCUUAUGGUUUCUGUAUUGUUGUUUUCAGACAUGCACUUUGAAGAAAUGCUAAAAGAACUGGGGAGCACUGACAGAGUUGCACACUUUGACAUCAGCUUUUGCUUUUAUAUCAAUGCUGCAGGUUAUAAAACCUAUCCACAGUAUCAACGAAUAAGUAGAAAAAUAACCUACUGUUGCAAUUGCAUUUUUCAACAAAACAGAACACUUGUCACAUGAUAUUAGUGCCAUCAAUCUGCCUGCAUUUGGUGAAUUUUCCUGAAGACCCUUUACUGCUUUCUCAGAUGAACUUCACAGAAAUUUUACUAGAGGGAUGGCAGGAAAUAUUCCAGGUAAAGCCAUUCUGAAAAUGUUGGCUGUUUGUGUUCACAUAUGCAGCCCACCUGAAAAACUUUGGGAAGCAUUAGUGAGUUAAGUGCAUAUGCAGUAGUUGAUUUGUGAAAAAAAUCAAGGGGGAUGGUGGAUUUUAUUGUCCUGAUGACAGUGGACGUAGUGGGAAACCAACUGUGUACCCAUUUUAUUGUUCCUAAAGCACAAAGAUAAUUAUUAUACUACAUUAUUCCUCAGAUUAAGCUGUCCAUGUUGUUUGGCCAUGAUACUGAAACCGCAAUAGCAUCAACAGUGCUGCUCAAAGUGUCAUUUUCACAUGUGCCGCCUCACCCAGAGUAUUUUACUGAAUAUGCGCAAAGUCCUCUGUCACAGGAUUCUCGCGCAAACAAUCACAAUAUAGUGAAAAAAACACAGGCGUAGCAAAAAACACGGUGAUGUUGAUAGUAUUUACUUACCUUCCAAAGCGCAGUGCAAAAAAGUCUGUUUGGCAGUUACCUUCCAUACAGCAAACUCCAGACUCAAAGAAAGAAAGGCCCAGGAAGUCUCUUUUUUUUUAAACCCCCUUAGCCCCUCCCACACCACCUGGGCGUUAUCAAUUACAUAAGUUUGGGGGAAAAAAACUUAUUCACAUCUUUAUUCACAUCUAAACCAUUUUUACAAUUUUUUUACCUUCAGACCUUUUUCUGUAAGUUUUUUUUAACCAUUUUAACAAAGUUUUUACACAAAUCAAUGAAGCAUUAAAUUUUAGGGAUUCAUGUCAAACAACAAGGGAAUAAUUUUUUCUUUCAUCAUGUGACCACUUUGACGCUCCAUACCCACCUAUUUUGCACCCGGAAAUCAUGCUCUCUGUUUCUCAUUUUGAAACAUGAACCAGCAUGAUGGCGUGAAUGAAUGGACGCCCGGCAAGUAAGUGAAGGGAUGAAUAUCUGUGUUAUCUGUGUGAAUGUAUAAGUCAACUGAUAGAGCUCCAAGUGUGCAACCUUGGUUACCCUAUCCAACAGAGAAGGGAGAAGGAAAAGUAGCGCCGUGGGGAAUUAGCGACGCUGGCGGGGAGGGAAAUGUUUGACGUGGAUGUGGGUAUGUUUGAAGCUCCAUGCACUGCUCACAGUCGGUGAGGACGCCGCUCCGUCACAUCCGAUAAACGUUAAAAUUGUGGUAUUAUUUAAAAAUAGUAGUAGUAUUUCCACAUUCACUGACAAAAAUGGCUGGAGGGAUGGAAAUAUGGAAUGACCGUUUUAGAAGGGGGAUGAUUUUGACCAUUUUCAUUUCCCCCCUAAUCCCCCCUCAACUCGAGUUGCCUACUGUGCAUAUGUGAAAAGAGUAAAACUGUCCCCUUACAACACCCCUCUAAUAAAUGAAUACUACAGCAAGCCAUCUAUGAACAAAGCUUUAUGAAGCAGUCUAGAUCUGUACCUGCUACUUUACUUGAGUUGACUGCUGUGAUUUCACUAAAAGUCUGUGGUUUUGUACUUUUUGUUCUUAUCAGUGAAAACUUAUGAGAGGCAUAUGAAAGAAGAGUGAUGUGGGUGUCUGGUUUAGCGCAGCAGUUUCAUCGCUCAUUCGUCGUACACUGGCUGGAGCCUUGGGCCUCUUGUUUACCUCCCACCUUUGGCCUUUUAUCACAUGUCAUCUGCCACUCUCUUUUCCUUUUCCCAGCUGUAUCCAAGUGUGAACCUUUCAGCUAGGACAUGAAUAACAAGAUAACCAGACAAACAGACUUUACCUGAGGAAAAAAUAACAAUGUAUAACGUAUAUGACAGUAAAGAAGGAUUAUAGAUUUAUUAUCUGGAUUACAUUUUCUAAAAAGGGUGUCUCUGUGUUAAUGUUUGGAUGAUGUAUGAUUGGCACUAAGCAGAAAAAAGUGUUUGAUUAUUGAUGUACCCGGUAUCUCUACAUGGCAACACACUGUAUGUAAACGACAAAAUCAAGCCUCGUCUGCUGUUGCCUGAGUAUUUUCAGAACAAGAUACUAACAAAGAGGAUGUAGACUGACAUGCAAACAAUGAAAGCGUCCCCAUCAGUCAAGUGAAUACUACAAUAGUGCUUCCUCUCGUACUUCCUCUCCGCCUCCUUUAAUUUUAAUACAGUCACUCAGAGGAAGAAAAAAAGCCUCUCCACUUUAACGCUUUCCUGUUCUUGUCUUAUUCAGUUGUCACAAGAUUGACAACCUGCAAAGCAUGGCUUUAUAAAACGGAAAUAUAUGUUACUAGUUUCAUCAAUGGGAGCAAUUUAGCGCUCAUUAGCAUUAUAUAUGGUGAGGGAUUUUCAAUAAUUACUUCACUGUGCUCUCCCAGGCUUUUAUCAGAAAUGGGCCUCUAUAGCUCGUCCUAUAGAGGUUCAAGUGAUGUAUAUUACCUACCAUCAGCCUAAUUGGAAAGCUGUAGCUCUCCUGUAACAACCAUCCCCCUGUCUGCAUCCAUCUGCAUGUCUCAUCUCUCCCACUCCAUGUCUGUGUCUUCUUUCACCCACACAGUUUCAGAGAACGGAGAGUGGGGAGGCGAUUCUCCACUCUCGAUGUAUUUCUCCUGUGUUUCCAGGGAGUCUCUCAUCAUGGCAUGUUCUCAGCGCAUCAUUUUUCCUGCUCCCUGUGGUUGAACGCCGCACUCGAUAGGUUAGGAGCCCAGCUAACUACAGCCCUUCAAUGAAUUUGAUCACCGCUGAGAUGGCGUCUUCUCCCUUCCCCGUGCUCUCAUCACGUCAGGGUUGUGUCGAUCAACCCACUUGCAGGGAUAUGAUUGCUCUGAGAUGAGUAGCACACACCUGGUGGGAGACAAACCUGGCUUGCAGUCACAUAUUCUCACCCUGUACUGUGCAUUCCUAAUGCUGUGUAGCAUCCGUAGCUUUGUGCAUGGGUUUGAGUUCACACGCUAACGAGUCGUAGAGCGGCGUAUUCAUGAGCUGCAAGUGUAGACGCAUAAAGAUGACCUUCACAGCAGCCUGUCUCUUCCAUUGCGACCUUUUCCUGGGAUGGAAGACGUUGGGUCAGAACGUGUAGUCUCCAAUUCCCAGGGAUAUAGUAUCACCAUGACAACCCUGGCAGGCUGUUCAAUUAUUUGCUCCCCGCUGUUUUCCCAGUGGAGUUUGGGUUAUAGUUACCUCAACUAGUGGUUGAAACAAAGCUUAUCUACAUUACAUAUUCUAACCCAGCUUGACUUUGAAUGCAAAUAUGCGUCAAUGAUAUCUGGAUUUGCCUCCUUGACCUGCAUUGACUUUGCUAAAAAUCAAAGCAACACUUUAAUUCAAAUGCUUUAUCAGUAUUGGGAAGAUUUAUCUAAAUCAUGUUUAAACUUGGAAAGAAAUAGCGUGACUGAAGUAAAAUCCCAUCAUAAAGGUAAAAAGCUCUCCUAGUGUGUUUACUGUCAAUUUGCAGUGUUUUCUCUCCUCAAAGAGAAAGCCGAUCAAAGAUGUUUUCCCACAUUUGUUUUGCUUGUAACUGCAUAAUUUAUAUUCCAGUCAUCAGAAACUUCUAUUCAGCCCCUCAAUAAUAAUACCAGCAUAGCUUCAACCACUCUCUUGGUUCUCUCUACUUUUAGCAGUAUGUCAUCAGCAUAAGGGAGUGCAACAGCAGGGAAAACCUGUCAAGUUCCUUUUCUCAGACGCCUGGCUCUUCAAGCGAAGCAGGAAACACCUGAUUCAUAACACCUUUUAUCAUCCGAACGGGUCCUUUUUAUUCAGCGUCAGACAGGUCUUUUGUUCUCCAUCGUACCAAUGUUGAGGGUCCCUUUUUUUAAGAUGAAUUUUGUCUGCCUCGCUGUGAGGUGGUGUGCAGCUUAUUCUAGUUCAGCCACUGUGACCAAGCUUAGCACUCAGCCUCCCAAGACUGCUGUCAUCAGCACAACCCCCAGCGCUCCAUCAGUGCCGUAAUCGAUCUGCCACCAUGUCCUUUCGGAGAAUUCUCUCACUCUCUAAUGCAACUCCCUGUCUCCUUCUCUCCCUCCCAUCCCUCUUCAUGUCUGCCUCUUUGAAUCCUGUCUGUACUGUAUGUGUUCUUUCUAAUGAGCUAAUUAUUUGAUUGUGUGCACCAGCUAGGAGUAAAUAUUAGCUGUGUGCACAGAGGAAGGCAGUGUUUGAAUGAUUAUACAUGUUGUUUGUCUAUUUGUUGAGCACAAUUAACAUUUCCCUCUGUCCUUCGGCAAUCUUGAAUCUCAAACAGAGUACUAUCACAUUGAAAAAAAAAAAUCGGAAAUCCUACGUAGAGGUUUUUAAAAAAAGCAUGUUCUCCUGUACUCUGAAAUUGCAAAUAGGUAGUAGUCGGGGUGUUCCGAUACGAUACGAUACGAUACGAUACUGAUAUCGGAUAUUGGUCCGAUAUCAGCAAAAAAACAAAUAUCGGAUUAUAUCUGCUUGCAUCUAAAAUCUCUGAUAUCAGCACUCCGAUACAAGCAGUCCAUUUCAGACUCCGCUCCGGCACCUCUAUCUAGCAGCGCCCUGAUCCAGCAAGCUAAGCCCACAAAAACAGCAGUGUGUGCUAAGGUACUAGUAAAGUAGCAAGGAGUAGGAGUGAUGUCGGCCUUGUGGCAGUAUUUUUUGUUAAACUCUGAAAAGACAUUGCAGCUGAGUGCAAAACUUGUAAUGCACAAUUUUAUGCCAGUAUCAGAUCAAUAUCGGUAUCAGUUAAUAUUGAAGGCUACAAUAUCAGUAUCGUAUCAGAAGUCAAAAAUUGUAUCAGAACACCCCUAGUUAGUAGUGGUGUAACGCUAAGAGUAGGCCAAGACAAACAAUUGACAAUUUAUUGAAAAACACAUUCAAAACCUUUAACUGGCAUAAACUUGCCUUUAUUUUUGUCAAUAUGAGUUUGUUAAUACUUUUUGAAAAAUUCUGUUAAUCUUGAUCCAUACUGUGACAAUAACAUUACGUGUGCAUGAAGUUGCGUGACUGUCUGCGACAGAAAACACAUUUUAGUUCAAGUAAAGGCAACAAAACAGGUCAAAUGUGAACACUAUAGAAAAUUAGUCCCAGUGACCACCUGAAAUACUUCCACAAAGAAGCGGUUGUUAAUACACACUGUAAUGAAUCCUACACAGUAAGACAAUGAUUCAAUUAUUUCUAAAUUCACAAAGAAGAGGUACGCACUCUUUCAUUGCAAAAGAUUCCUGAUAAUCAAAGUUGAGCUAGAUUUUUUUUAAUGAACUAUCAGAGCGAAAAACAAAAACAAACAAAAAAAUAUCCCUGAAUAAUGGUUCAUUUACCAUAGUUGAAAUAAAAUGUUCAAUUAAUCACAAUAUUGUUUUGAGGUCAUUUCCCCAAGCAUGUGAUUGUGUAUGAAUAUUUUGUGGUUUAGCAGUACCAGUCUCAAAUACAGAUAUAACACCAGUGUCAAAAGACUUUUUAUAAACUUACUUGAACAACCCCAUGUUUCCAGCCUGUUAAAUAUCAAAUCAUUCAUAAUCCCUGAGUUCCUUGAAUGUCUGUAGUAAAAAAGUUGCUUCAACUAUAGAUUCAUUUUUCUUGAACCCUGCUAUGUCUUUAUCCAUUUCUGAUACUAAGAAAAGGGGGAAAAAGUGACUUUUGUGACAUGCGCAUGCAGAAUACUUUUAACUAAAACAAUUGAGUCAUGUGUUUGUACGGAUAUUGAUCUGAGUUUACAUGGAUAUUGAUCCAGAUGACAAAUGGCAUACACCCCCCCUCUAUAUGUUUGUGUAAUUUCUUUACAAAUGGGUCACAUCUGACCAGUCUCUCCCAAUUGAGGUGUCACAAUGCAGUAUUUUUCCUGAUCAGGCCAUCAUAAUUAUCACUAUUGUUCCAUGUCAGUAUAGCUUACACUGUAUUUACCUAUCAAAUAAGAUAUGGCAUAUAUUUUCAAGUGUAUAUUUCUCAAGCUUAGAUUCUGAUGGUUUUAGUAACAAGUAAAGCAACCUUUUAAAAUCUCACACAGCUCUUAAUGCAAUGCAAAAAGAGAUUUUUAGAAGACUGCACGGUAAGUUUAAUAUUUUACUUUCAAGGCGACCUUCAGGAAUAAAAUCAAAUCUUUGAAUGUUUCCACUCCCAGUGCGUUUCGGCAAAAUGUAGCUCUGCACAAACACAUUUGGAGCAGCAUCAGAUGUGCCACCGGCAGUAAAAAGCUGCUGUCUAAGUGGUUCACUCUGUUCACUGAUAUCACUGCCACAGGACACUCAGAGAGGGCACCUGCUAAUGAGAACACACUCCCCCUGCUGCACUAGUAAUAAGUGGGUGGGAGGUGUGUUUGAACUUUGGAAACCUCUCAAAUAUUUAGUGUGAGGAUUCGGAGACACGAUUAGACCACAGAAUGAUCAUCUAAGUCUAAAUAUACAACAUCGACAGCCAACACAGACACGAUGAUACAAUCUGGUUGAAAUGUUACUUCAAAAUACUAGAGUUUUGUUUGUCAUGAAGUAAGUGGGCUGAGUCAUCCAAACAUGAAAGCAAAUGGUGUUUUUGCUGGUUAAAUGAAGCUGAAUGAAUUAGUAGUCUGUAUUUUUUUUUUCCUCACAGAGCUCUUGCAUGAUCAUGAAGGGAUUGAAGUAAAAGAGAAUAUUGAAGUCUUUCCCCUGAGAGCACAAAGAGAGUUUUCUUGAAUUUAUUUGUGUGUCUAUUUAUUGACGGUUGCUUUUUAUGCUAUUAUGACAUUUAACUGUCCAGUACUGACAUGCCAUUGACAAAAGCUGGAUGACAUUUGCCCUCCUUCCUGUCAGCUCAUCUACUGACUGCACAUGACACUAAACAGACAGUUCCUCUGAAACGGUUUCUGUCAGGGGCACAAUUUAUCUCUCAAUGUUUUUUUUUUCAGGAUCCUACUAUCAAAUGUAGCAGGAUGUGUGGUUGCUGUGUGUGAUCGAACCGUGGCAUUGGCCCAGUCAGCCAUAUGGCAUGUUGGAGAGGACAUGUCGAGUGAAGAGUGUUAACCCUCCUGUAGUGAUAAAACCCACAGUACAGUAUGGAUUAAUCCCUACAGAGCUAAUGUUCUUGCUUCUUGCCUUUUAUGACACCCCAAUUUACAGUUUUCUAUGGUUGGGAACAUGUCUACGCUUGUGUAUAUUACACUCUACACAUUGGUGGUGGUAUAUACGAUAUACAUGGUAUGUUCCUGUUUUGUAACUUAGAUUUGAUCACCAUGGCAGUAUCAUUCACUUCAAAGUAGGGGUGUCCCAAUACAAUACUUUUUUUUAUAUUGAUACGAUAUUGGCACAAUCUUGUGAAUGGCGAGCUUGUAUCGGAGUGCUGAUGUCAGAGAUUUAAGAUGCCGGCCGAUAUAAUCCAAUAUUUGUUUUUUUGCUGGUAUCGGACCGGUAUCUGGUAUCAAUAUCCGAUCAGGACAUCCCUAUUUCAAAGUCUUGUUUGUGGUUGGCCAAGUUGCUCCGGCUGCAUGGUUGUUUCUGGGCCCCUCUGGAUCAUUGGUAUUUAGGGAGUAAUGACAGUAUUUACUUAUUUUGUUUAUCCUUUAAAGCCAACAUCCUACAAAGACUACAGUGAACGUACUUGCACUGCGGAUGUUUUCUCCCUUAUCCUCAUUCUGCCUUCUAUUUUUCAAUGUCUCUAGAGGAAAAAAAAAAAUCUCUCAUUAUAAAACCCUUCGCAUCCUUCCAUCUCUCUCUACCCGCCUGUCUUCUUUAGACAUCCCGGGGGUGAAUCCUCCACUUACACAGAAGCAGACAGUAGCCUCUGCUUUCCUUCACUUCUCUCUCCACUUAUCUCGUAUCCUCUCGCCUCUGAAUCGAUCAUAAUUUGAUAAUAGCUGUCUUGGUAUAAACACUGGCUGGUUACAUUAUGCACAUUAAAAUUCUUUGGGUUCAGUUAGCCGUGGGGAAAAUUGCAUUUAGCAGCAGUAUAAAUAUAUGUUAAAUGUUUUGUUCAAAAAGUGGUUGUACAUGACACAAAGAAGAGGCAAUUUAAAGGGAAGAAGAGUUGCCGAGGCUGUGACACCCUGGUAUGCCCUAAGUUUGCUUUUGUCUUAAUAACAUGAAGCAAGUUAUGAGAAGAAGAGGAGGCACAACAUUGUGAACUUCACAUGGCUGCUACUUACCGUGCUAAAUAUAAAACACUUGAUUUCUACAGAAAAUGUUGUACUUGUCACUCUGUUUUACAUUUUCAUUUGGUAUCUUUUAUUUCAGAUUGAACAGACCUCCAUCUUCCUGAAGAACCAUCAAAAACGUCAAUGUCAACUCAUGGUUAAUUCAGCAUAAGUGGGGAGUUGAAGCGACAAAGACUUAGUGAGAUGACAUUUUGUCCUUGGAAUAAUCAGCUGAACGCCUUUUUAUAACACAAACCCAGAAGCGGAGCGGCGUGGAGAGAGGAAACAUUUCUAAGUCCAUAGAUGGCCUCAGAACUCUGCAGGUGUAUUUGAGCCUUCGGACAGAAUCAAUCAGACAUGAGCGCACCAACUGGUUUCCAGGGCAUAAGGGUCAAUGUUGAAAGAGGAGAGAAGAUUGGCAACAAAGCCCAAAUCCAGUUCCCCCAUGGAGAUGAUAAUGCCAAUCGAUUAUCUUCAGUUUGUGAUCAAGAAGGAGGGGUACUGAUGGAGGACACGGCUUACAGCACAAGCACCAUUCCCCCUCUGGUCUCUCAGACUGACUCCCCGGACAAAUUGGUGAUCUGGGGCUCUGAGCAGCAGUGUGUGGAGCCUCAGCUGAGAGAGUUUGAGGUUUUGGAGUGUCAAGAAAUACAUGCAUUCUUAGAGAAUAGGGAUCAGGAUGAGGAGGAAGAUGAUGGAGGAAGUUUGAGAGACGGAAAAGACGAGGGCCCCAUGUCAAUAUCCUCAAGCUCAACUGCCAGCUCUGCCUCGACCGGAGUGAGAAGAAAUGACAAUGACAGCAACAAAGUGGAGGGCAGAAUACAGAGGGGCAGAGAGGUGCAGAAAAGGAUUGCUUGUCACAGCACUGAAGAGCUGGACACAUGCGUGACAGGCUCUACAGAGAGAAAAGACACCAGGUCAGGCAGAGCAGGAGACAGAGAGAGACGGAAGGGAGGUUUGAAGGAAUCCAAGUCAGAGACAAAUGUGUUCGUCUCAAGUCUGACAGCUGUCAACCUCAGUGGGAGUCUAUCAAGUGCGCUUGAUUCUAGCGGAGAAGUCCAUUCUCUCAUCUCACUGUCCAACUCCAAAAGCAACCUUUGUCCUAACACAAACAACACUACCUCAGCCCAGACCAGAAGACGGGCAGCCCCUGUAGAUGGCAACCAGACCUCCCCACCACUGCAUCCUCAGGAGAAGCCUCGCAUUCCUCAAUUCUACAGCCAUGAUCGGAGACCGGAGGAGCAAAGUCAGCACAGAAAUGGGACAUCUUCUGAUGUAGGCUUGGGCCAAAGAAGGAAGGCUGGAUUUGAUGAGAGGGUGAUGCAACCUCGACGGCAGCAACUUGUCAGACCCCUCUGCCAGACAGAGACAGGAAGAGCAAGGAACUCGGUGGAGUCCGGUGCUCAACAGGCUGAAACAGGGCAAUGUCCUUCCCAAAACCCCACUCUAGAUUUACACAGUAGUGGGUCUAAUAGAAAGUUUACAAAAUCCUCUUUACGUGAACCUUCAGAUUAUUCCUCUCUCUACAACAUAUCUGUAGUCUCACAAUCUAGACAACCCACCCAGGAAGUCCAGAGGGAGGCUCGUCCGGUAGAAAAACAGCCAGCUGCAACGGCAUGGCGCAACUCGAGUCCUUCCAAUCCCUCCACUCUGGACAGGAGACCCCAGACUCAGCUUACAUACAGGAGGAAUUGUUCCAGUCCUAACAGGACAGGGGUUGAUUCCAGGUCAUCUACCCCUCCACACUCCCCUCUCAGGACACCCCAGGGUUCACCACGCAGGCAACCCUCCAUGUACCUCGUUUCCAGGAGUGUCCCUGGAGUUGUUCGACACACCCCAGGAUGCAACCCUGCUGUAGCAACAUCAGCUCAGGGCUAUGGCAACAGUUGCAUGAGAGCACCAGUCAAAACCAACAUAAGCACAAGUGGAAUCCCUAAAGCGCCUCUUAACAACCAGCAGAGCUCAAGCCCCAAAGAGAGCUCCCCGUCACCUAAACUCAAACCUAAAGGAGUUCGGCCCAAAAUCAUCACGUAUGUCCGUAAGAAUCCUCAGUUCAAACCCCAGGCUGCUGAUGGACCUUAUCAGGUGUCCUCUCUACCAUCCAGGCUUUCAACCUACACUCACGGCCAGACACCUACUUCCUUCAAAGACACCAGUAAAGAACCCCCUAAACCUGACACAGAGACCAGAGGAGCCUCUGUACUCAGUGCCUCCAAUCUACUGUAUGACAAGUACCGUCAAGAGAUGCAGACGAACAUCUUCCCAUCAGGAGUGUUGAGCAGGAGCAUCAGGGCGCCUGGACACACACACAGUCACACCGCACCUCCAAAACUGGGCAGCAAAGGGGAGAACUUCUACGGGGCACCAACAGAGGUAAGUCAGUGUCACAACCAAGGACACACAAGCUGUGGACAAAUUCACACAAAUAGUAAAGAAGCUACAGGUAAUUUUGGAGGCUUUCAAACCACUAGCCAAAGAUAUUUAUGAAUAAUAUGUACGCUAUUCUGGCGGCACAGUGGUGUAGUGGUUAGCACUGUCGCCUCACAGCAAGAAGGUCCUUGGUUUGAAUCCGGGUCUGUGUGGAGUUUGUAUGUUCUCCCUGUGUCUGCAUGGGCUUACUUCCACAUCCCAAAAACAUGCAGAAGUGGGGUUGGGCUAAUCGGUCACUUCCAAAUUGCCUGUCCGUGUGAAUGUGAGCGUGGAUGGUUGUUCGUCUCUACAUGUCAGCCUUGCGAUGAACUGCCGACUUGUCCAGGGUGUCCCCUGCCUUCACCUGAAAAUGCUAGGAUAGGCUCCACCCCCUGCGACCCCCAAUGGGAAUAAGCGGUAGAAAACUGGAAAAAAAUGCACUCCAUUCUAUGUCGUAUAGCAACAAAGACCCUCUGUUAGAUUUGUUGACUCUGCACAUCAGUUUUCCCCGCUGAUGCCCAUAAUUCCUAUCCUACACUAAGUCAUGUAUAAUUGAUCACAGAUCUGCUGCAACGUAUUCCCACUCUCACAUGAGCUGCUCAUUAUCACUUUAAAAUCAUCCCUUAUUGAUUCUGAUUAAACAGCCUCAUUCAGCAUUCAUAUUCAUACAACGUCAAAGACCAGCAUGUGGGAAUAAAUAGUUAAUGCAUUUUGAAGAACAAAAACCCGUAGGGACAAUGCUCAGUGUGUCACUACACUUUUUUUUUCUAAGGGACAAAUCUUCCUCCUGAAUUAUGCUGCUGAUCUUAACAGUUUCCUCGUCUGAUUCACAGCCCUGCAGGUCAACUGCACAAUACAUUUUUUUAAAAUUGAGAUGUUUGUUUUGAUGUAUGUUUAACAGAUAAUAUCCAUAAUCACAGCAUAAAUCUUGUAAGUGGUCACAUGGCACUUCUGCAUCUAUGAAAGAUGUUAUUAGAAAUACUUGUAAUCAUUUAUCACUGAUGUUGAUGCUCAGAUUUAUAUGAUUCAACAAUACUCUAGGCAGCUAAAGUUUGCUUAAGUGGGAGAUUCAAUGCAAACAGAUUAUCUUAAGAGUAGGGCUGGAACGACACGACAAAUUCAUCGACACGAAAACGAAGCGUUGACGCGUCGUGUUAUUGUUGUUAAGAAUCACAUGCCGGUGCCUCAUGCUCAUCUAUAACUGCAGUGCACUACAGGAUGUGCUGGGGGGCAGUAGCGCUCGCUGUUUACAUCCCGCGAGCAAACACGGAAGAAGAGUGCACACGUUAUGGUAGAAUAAACUGAAAAAGACGCUCCAAAACUCCGACCCAAAACUUCAAAAGUUUGGGAACAUUUUACGGAGAAUAAACCAAAAAAACACGUUGAUCAAAGCUCAGCUUUCCUACCAUGGCAGCACCACGGCGAUGCAUGAGCACCUGAAACGCCGACACCCCGGAAAUAGGUGUUUAUAAAUAAAGAAGAUGGCGAUUAAUCGUGAUUACCCGGACGACUAGUCGAUAAGUCGACAAAAAAAAAUAAUCGUUAGUUGCAGCACUACUUCAGAGUGCUCAAAACAGUUGCAUCAGUAAAAGUUAAGACUUUGUUGAACUGUUGCAGUAUUAUUAUUACCUAUAUUUACUUAGAGCACACAUGUGUCUGAAAUUUUUAAGUUGAACUUUUGAAUAUGGCAGCAUAUUUGAUUUAAACCAUCCAAUGAACUGCCUCCAAUCCAGAUAUUUAAAACAAGUCAUGUUUCAAACUCUGUUAAUAAUUAGAAAAUGAACCAAUAGGUUUGAGAUUAUCGUCAUUAUUUAAAUAUUCCUCUUGGUUCUGGAAGCAUUGGAACAAAUGUCUCUUUGUGUUUUAAUUUGCGUGAAUUUCUUAAUUUUUGUAUCUUUUGUAUUGUUUUUGUUUCUUGUAUGACAUGGACUAACUGGGUCUGACAUAAAAUUUACCAUUACAUUACAAUACAAUACAUUAUUUGAAUGUCUAGGUGGCCAGAUCCUCCAGUCUUAAAGGAAGUACUGCUGAGGAGGCACUACAGGCUCGAACAGCCGCUCAGGCAGGAGGAAGCGGCAGUCUCUUGCGCUCUGGCCGAGGUCUGCGUCUCGGCCUGGGAGCUGUCAACAGGACUGCUGGGUCAGCCAGAGGCAGAGGGGCCGGUCAGGCCCAGAGGUCAACCCUGGUCUUCAGCCAACCCGUCCACCCUGUCAGCCCAGCGAUGGGUCAGAAAAGUCAAGAUAACACAGGUAUGAAAACAUCUCUUCACCUUUUUUUUGGAACAGGUUUAUAUCUCCUCAGGAGGAAAAGCGCUCUAGAUGAAGAGAGAAUCUUUUUGAAGUGCAGUACGUGUCAAAAUUUAUUACAGCAGCCCCAAACUUGACACGCUGGAGAGCUACCUUAUCUUCCUUCUCCUGUGCUGUGGUGGGACUGUUUCUCCCUGAAAUUGGCAUGAGAUGAAGGCAGCUCAUUAAAAUAAUUUCCCUAAGAUUCACACUCUGAUUGGAGGGUUUUAAAAAAAAAACUCUGUGGGGACUUUUUUCUGCUGAGGAAGGCUGCAGUCUACAAAACAAAAUAAAUAAAUAACCACUUGCUCAUACUUUAUCCAUACGUGCAGCUAAUUUCUUAUUCAGAUGAUUCAGAUACCAUCUCUUACACUGUCGCAGGAAUAUUAGAGUAUGAAAUUUCCUCAUCAUUCUGCGCACAGCUGGAAGGCCAUCCCGUUUAUCUCACCCAUGCAUAUUUGAUCUGCCCUCUCCCACAUAACCCAAAACUGCACGUAUAGAAUUGAUCGACGCAGUGUUAUGAUGUGCCAGGCUUCCUAAUUAUAAUCCCUAUGAAUACAUAUGUAUGUUGUUUCAGUGCUGCAUGGACCUCAAGAGUAUUACAAGCUUUGAAGUGCAAAGCAAUUAACGUUUUAAGUUAUGUCAGUAUCCUCCUGCUGGAAUCAUCCCUGCUGCAUGCCGCGCUACACUGCAUGGAUAAACACAAGCUAAAUUACCAAAUAAACUGUAUUUGUAGCAUUAGUCAGCAUUGUGUGUAUCAGUGUCUGUUGUUGUGUAUAUAAGCUAAGUCAUUUAUCUAAUUUGAUUGUUGCUGUUUUUCAUCCCUUUGCUGAGGGAGUCUGGGCUGUAACCCUUAGUAAUGUGCCAAUAAGCACAUUAUUGUCCUAGCAUCACUGUCAAUCGUACAGGCUUUUAUGAAAGGGAAUCCUUCUUAUCUCGCAUGCACAUAUAACAGUAAUUAUUCUGUGAGUUAAUGUUGAACAGUCAAAGCACUCUAACUACCCACAUAAUUACUGUGUAGGCUUGAAACUCUGAAUCAUAACAGUAAUGAGGUUCAUCCACCUACAGCGCGGGCCGUUUUGUGCUGAAGCUACACUAACUUGUGCAUAUUGAGGCUCUCAUCCUGCCGUCCUCACAGCAGUAAACCCUCGUGGUUUCUGCAGAGUUCGCUAUGCGCUGGUGUAUCACAUUUAAUAACCUGCAAUUUAACGCUUUGUGGAGGAAAUCCAUGCAAGUUGUUGCAGCUCAACCUUGGGCUGCAAUAAACAAAAAAAAAUCGGUUGGUCAUUACGGCGCUCGUCUCAGCCGCCUGUCCCAUUGACUUUUCUCAGCCUACUUUUCAUAAUUAAUUUCAAGUCAAGCUGCUCGCUCUCUGGAUGAAAGCCUAUGGAUGUUUUAGUUGUUGUCAUUCAGCAGAAGUUGUUACAAAACUAAACCUACAGGAAAAGUUGAGCAUUUGAAUUCAAGUGUUUCUUAUAGCUAAAGGGAAAACACUGCAGGGCUAGAAAACACAUGUUUAGUUGAAAGCUGUUUUCAUGUUCAAACUUUUCUAUUUAAGGGCUGCUUUGUUGCGCCGUGUCUUUUGCACAGUAGCUGCAAUUUGUGGGAUAAGAAAGUUAACAAAUGUAGAGAGGAAACAGCUAAAAUAAAUAGAAUAGAAAAGACUUAAAUUUGAAAAGAAAGGGCGAUCAAAGUCACAUAAAUAAUUCUAUCUCCAAUUUAUCCCUUGUGUGUUUUCAUUUAGCAGGGGCAGAGCGUUGUGAUCUCCAAGCUUAUGCGGAUGUUUGUCAGGCUCACUCCGCUGCCUCCUAUCUAAGAGGAGGUGAAUGGAAAAGGGAUUGGGAAGGUGCUGAAUGGAAAUGAGGGCAUUUAUCUUUAAUGAUCCUGCAUAUGCCUGACCUUCUGACUCAAGAGGCACGAGCACCGAGCUGAUAAACAGAUUACGUGGCACACGGGCAGAUAUUGAGAAAGGAAAAGAGGUGAUAAAUGUGAGCAGCAGUGUUGUAGACGCUGGAGGGGAGUUACACAGGAGACCUUUCUCCCUCUUUGUUUCGCUCCUCCAGCGGUGCUUGUCUCCUUCUCAGAAUUUUGUUUUCCUUUUGUGUUGGUUGUGCUGCUCACCCUGUAGCAUGCACUAAAACACAGCUGUGCUAAACAGAGAGAAAAAAGGAGAGCUUGCCUACCUUAUCUCUGCAGCCAGCAGGGGAUAAUGCUCCUAUUCUGCCCGGGAUCUAAACCUUUUACCGCAGGCAGGGGUAGUCAAGAUGAGCCCGAGUCCUGGGGAUUUUGCCCAGUGCCCACUGUGCGGAUGUGUGUUUGCAGCGUGUGUCCAUGCCUGCACAUCAUCUGUUUUGCUGUUGGAAACUGUAGAUUACAGAGAGGGGGGAUUUCUCUCCUUUGCUCACCGACAAUAGCUGCCACUAUGAGGCUGUGAUUACUUUUCUAUACCCUCUUUUCUCUCUCUGUUAAGUGCUUUCUUUUCUCAUAGUUUUCCUCUCUCACUUUCAACUUAGCUAUCCUUUCCGUCUCAAAGUCCAGUAAAAGGCACUUCUCUGUGGUUACAAUCACUGUAAGGCUUUAAAACAAUCAGGAAUCACUGUCACAUUAUGAACUGAAAUAACAAGCUAACAUAGAGUCAGCCCCAGGAAAGAUUUAUCAUCUUCAGUAUGUUCUGAAUUAUAGGUGUCAUACAAGACGUCCUAACGGUGCUGACAUUAGAGAAAGUGCUGGCCACUAGCCCAGUCUGAAUCAAGGCCAGAGCACAGACAGCUGUUGGCAGCUUGUUGUAGGUACAGUUAUUAUAUUUGCUUACUGUAGCAGUCGGAGUCAUAACACCAAAAACAUCCUGAUGCCCACUGAGAGCUUAGUCAACACAGGAUGCUGAAUGAUUCAUCACAUCACGCUGGUUUCUCUGCAUUUUGUUGGUAUGUGAGGGUUAAUGAGUUUACAGUAGUCACCAAAACACACACACACACGCAGAAAUUUCUCUUUGUUUUUCCUUUUUUACCAGAUGAGGUCUUUACCCACAAUGCUCCUGCCACAGUUACAGCAUCAACUCAACCCCAGGCUACCGCUUCCAGGUCUCUGCUUCCCAAAACAAGUCAGUCAGGUCUGCGUCCCCCAGGUUUCAGCUCCAGCCGCCUCCCCGCCAGCCGCCUCGCAGCGUUCGGCUUCGUCAGGAGCUCCAGCGUCUCCUCCGUCUCCUCUGCCCACUCGGCGGACAGCUCUCAGAGCGACCCCUGCAGGACAGCUCACCGUGAGUUCACACAUCACACAAAAGUGUUGACAACAUGUGUGAGAUUCACCUCUCCUCGACUUGCACUGAUUAUUUACUUCCUUCCCUUUGCACUUUUUGUUAUUCUUGCUGGUGGUACAACCUUAAAUUUAUCACCGUAUCAUGUCUGAACUAUUACCAUCAUAAUCAUCAUCAUCAUCGCAGAGUCUUUAUUGCCUCCUUCUACGAAUAUUAGUUUGCAUAAACAGAACCCUCCCACAGUCAUUAUGCUACAGUUUACUUUCUCUUCCUGAGCUCCUCCUCUGCUCACAAUUUAUUCUGCACUCUUUGGUCUCAUACUCAUGCAAGGUGCAGGUCAAUAACAAGCACCGUGUUCCAGUUUUUAGCUCAUAUUUUUGCAGCACAUGAGAGCAUAAGAGGUGUGCUUUGAUUUUUUAAUAGUUUAGAGUUGCAUAGUUUCACUGUGAGUGCGUUAAUUCGUUUUUGCAUGAGUCAAAUGUGAUUAACCCAAAUCAGGGCUCUUGUUUGAAAUAAUAAUCAAAAAGACUAUGGUUCAGAACGUUAUGACAUUGUAAAUGACUGCUUGAUUUACAAAAACUGUGAUAUAACAGACAAGAGUCUUUGCUGUGUCUUCGGAAAAGUAGACACUAUCGCCGUCAGACAGCUUGCAACCAAUUUUUGUGUCUUAGAUGUAUGUAAAACAAUCAGAGCACAAGAUGUCCCUCCCCAGAUUCAUCAGUAAUUUAACAGGCUGUAAACUAGGUCUGUGCUGCACGUUCACGCAGCAUACGCAGAGAUUACUGUAAAGUGUUUUUAACAGUUUUUGACUUUUGACUCGUGGAGGAGUGAAGGUGGACUUGACGGCUCCUUUUUCAGUGUUGUUUAGGAUGCCGGUCUCUUAGUGGGCUGAAUUUGUAGUAGCUGUAUGUGUUUUUAAUGUGACCUACAUAGAGAACGCCGGUUCUUCUUCUCCCAGUUACAGUUGACGUAAGCACCCCCGCUCUCACGCACAUCAGGCCCCCUGUUAUGUCAUCACUCCUUUCUCUCGUCCCCCUCUUUUUAGACUUGGACCGUUUCCAUCCUCCUUUUUUUUCUGUCUCUCUCAUUGGUGGAAAAUGAAAACAAAGUGUGUGGUAUUGUGGGGGAGGCCCCCUUUUAGCAUGCUGUUAAAAGAGAGCUGGAGAACUACCCAGGGGUGUUCAAAGCAGUACGUGUUCAUUUAAGCAAAGUGGCAUCAAUCUUUUAUUUUUACCACAACCCGGUCAUAGUACCUUUUUCAUAAAGGCUGUUUUCUGCGUUGUGACAAACCCCGAGUAUUAAGAAAACACUCUACAAAUUACUCUGUAGUGAAAAAAACACACUCUCCUCUUAUCGUGUCUUUUCUUCUUUAUCUGUGAAAAAGGUUUCUCCCUCUCCUGCCAGAUUUUGCACCUCUACCUCUAAGCUUACAGUCUAAAUGUUUGUGAGCCUUUGGUUUCUUUUAGAGUCUAAAGCAAUCAUCUAAAGAUGGCGCCUUCCCUCUAACAUUUUAAGCAAACAUGUGAAGUUUAAAUGUAAUGAAAUCAGUUUAUUGAACUGGGAAUGAGCUGAGAAUUACAGUUACCAUGGCACCUGGUUGCUUGCAGCUAUAUUUACAGUUUGUCACAAGAAAAAAAAAUGCAGUGAAAUCAACAAUAUUGACUUUACGCCUCCCUUUUUCUUACCUUAUUCAUGAAGAACAGUGCACAUGUUAAUAUCAGGAAUCCAUGAAGUGUUGAAAUAUUCAAGAAGGUGAAAAACGUCUCAAAUACCAGUAAAAAAAUCACAGAAUCAGAAUACUUGAUUCAUCCCAAAGGGAGACACUGGAAGGAAAUAACUUAUAUGUAUUAUGAUUUAUUUAUUAAAGCAGGUGUCAAUAUUAACGCUCAGGUUUUACUCCUGUAAUCUAUAAACUCUGAACCUCUAUGGGCUUUUGUACAGCUUUAAAAAUGCACCCCUGUAAACACAACCAUCGACACUCUCGCACAGCUCAGACACACCUGCCAGCAGAAGUUUUUUAAGUAGCGCCUGCAGCUGAAUGUUCCUCUUCCUGCUGCUGCUGCUGCUGCUCAGCGCGCGGUGAGACCCAAAUGGAAUCAAGGGUGAUAGACAUGAGAGGCUAAAGAUUAAGGGCCUUUGAUGUUCAUUUCUCUGUGUGAGUGUGUAUACGAGUGAGUGAGUGUGUGUGUGUGUGUGUGUGUGUGUGUGUGUGUGUGUGUGUGUGUGUGUGUGUGUGUGUGUGUGUGUUUGGAGGGCAGAGCAGGAACAUUUUACUUUCACUUUUGACUCUACGUGGCGCUUUUGACCUUUGGCUGCAAGGCAUUUGAACCCCCAGCUCUAUUUGAACCUUUUAGACUUAAGCGGGCUUGAAUAAGGAUCUGACUCUGUCUCUCCCAGUGUGUGGGGAGAAGUGGGUGGGCUUUAACCAGAGGACUGGUUAAAGCUUUAUUGUCCAAAAUGUAUGUGCAAAAUCAGUGACACAUUUUAGAAGUCUUAGAUUUUUCUUUCAAGCUUGAAAACUUUAAGUAUUACAUCUAGUCCUUUCUUGACUUGGGUCAAAGGGAUAUUCCGGUGUAAAAUUAAUUCAGGGUCAAACACACCGUAACACCGAGUUAGACACCCCCUGGAGAGAUGAAUGUUGCAGACUGCUUGCUUCUCUAGUUAUACCAACUUUAGUAACAACCACAUGAUAGCAAUACAGAGCGGUCUGAGGAGCCAUAAACAAACAUCAACCAAAAAGCCACUCUAUAGCCACAAAUAAUGCUCAGAACAGCACCUAACUUCAUUAACAGUACAUAUAGGGUCCUAGCCAUAGUACUAGCCACCAAACAUCUUUUUAACUUUGCCUGAUUUCUUUAGCAAAGAGACUAAACACAACUCACCUACUCUCUUCCAGCAGCUGCUUGUUUGUAGCGAGACCUGUCCAUUACGGACUGCUGCGGGGUGUCGCAGCUCAAGGAAGAACAUUUAUGAUCAUUACUUUAUCGUUUCCUUGAAGUAAUAAUCACCAAAUUAAUAAUUUUGCACUGCAGACGCGGAAGUUCUUCUGCCUUAGCGUCUCUGUCUGAUUGCAUUUCCAUGAAGAGAUGAUCAUAAAUGUUCUUCCUCGAGCUGCGAUGCUAUCCUGCGGUCGUUACUAAAGUUGGUGUAACUAGAGAAGCAAGCGGUCUGCAAUAUUCAUCUCUCGAGGGGGGGUCUAAUUCGGUGUUACGGUGUGUUUGACCCUAAAUUAAUUUUAAGCCAGAAUAUCCCUUUUAGUUGUCAUAUAUUCGUCUUUUGUUCUUAAUUAAAAAAAUGAGUCACAGCCUUUUUUGUUUCGAGUGCAGAUGAUUUAAAAAUGCAGGUUGUUGUCUGUCUGGGAGGCAUUUCAGAUAAGCUGUAAAAUUAGCGGUGACAUUUUGAAUCAAGCUCUCCCUGAUCUGAAUUUUAGAUAGUAUCAAUUUUACCCAAAAAAUAAUUGCAUUUUGAGAUCCUUAUGUACCCUGAGGCAGAAAGCAAAACACCGGGUCUGUUUCUGAGUGACUACACAAACCAAUUUGUAGUAGGGUGUUUUGAUUUGCCGCAAGCUCUCAGUGGGGUCUAAAAAGUUAAGUAGUAGUUACGAGGGCGGUGAAAGGUCUAGAGACUCUCUGAUUUCCAUGGGCUGUUUUUGUGUUCGGUCCAUGUUUGUUUUUGCGUACAUGCACAGCGGAGGGUGAACACAUGGUUCUCCUUUUUUCCUCACUCUGCCCUCUUUCACCUUUCUUAAACAUGGAUGAAAGAAAAGACAGAUCGAUGGAUGACGCAUCCUCCAAUCAAAGAUAGUGGGGGAAGCCACGGCAAAGCGCAGCGUCUCCAUUUGUAGCAAAAAAGCAGAAGAAGAAAAGCUGGGCUCAGAUGCUUGUUUUUCGCCAUUGAUCAGCAAGACUCCAUUAAGGAGUCUGGAUGGUACGGAUAGGAGGCUAGGAGAAAUCAUUAAGGAAUGGAGCGAUGGGGAGGAAAGGAUUGCAGCGCUCAAGUAAAGUGGGUUAGUGGAAGUAUCCCUGGAGUUUACAUUCCCCACUGUCGCAGCACGCUAACCUGCUCUGAUCAAUGGCUGAUGUGCAGAUGUGCCAGUAUAUGUACUGUGUGGAGAAAUGAGAGGCAGAGAUAAAGCAACACUUGAGAGAAACUCGACAUUAUUCUCAGGUGUUACCUCAUGUUCAAGGGUUGGCUUACCAAAAUUACACACCCAAAACAUUUUCCCUCCACAUAUUCCUUGACAACCAUUUGGUCAUGAUUAUAUUAUAAGAAAUCAGUCUGCUACGUUUGUGCCUGCACUCCAAUAACACAGUGAUAACUGAAUUCAGUUUCGUGCUUCUCUCAGCUCUGAAAAAUUGCAUUUAAAAAAUUCAACAGCACAAUCUCCUCCCUGAAAAAAUGUCCCAGUUAUUCAGGUUAACCCGCUACACACAGUCAUGCCAGUGGUUUGCAAUGGGAGUGUUUCUCCAUUAACAACUGACAGACAGCAGCAUAUUCUGAUGACUGCACUAUUAGAUAGAGGCAGAAAUGUGGCAAAUAAGCUUAAGAGUCAGGCUGUCAACUUCAACACAUUAAUUGAGAUGCUAUUAAGUUAUUAUGAAAAAAAAAUCAUUAUUUUUUUUUCCUGUCUGCACAAUAUAGUCAUUUCUGAUGGAAAAUAAUGACACCGUUGAGCUUUUGAAUGGCAAGCUGCCAUUCUGAAACACUCCCAGACAAGUCAUCUGAGAGGUGAAGGGUAAUGUGCACUUUGUGUCAAACAGAAUAAAAAAUGUCCUAAAGUAGUCUGAGUUUGAGACAUCACUUAGGAGCUGUAAUAGCACAGCAGGCAAAUGCGUCACAAAAGCCAGCAGAGUGUGUGAGUCACCACAGACCUCUGGGUCAGACUAAAUCAAAGAGUAAACUCCUGACUGUAGGCCAGUCAACACCAUGGAAAAACCUGGGAAAGUCCUCAGGUUGGCUUGUUAUGACCAUAACUGGGAAUAUUUUUACACAAACAGGACAUCUAUGAAGCAGUGAAAGCAGCCAAACUGGAACUCAUUGCUGCAUUUAUUUGCUGUAGAAAGUAAUCAUUAACAAUGUACAGUAUUUCAUUAAAUACACAUUUUUAAGCUGUCUCCUGGGACGGCUGUAACGUCCAGAACUCACAGGGUAUGCAUGCUGUGGUUUUGCUCCAUCUUAGGGUGAGUGUCCUGGCCCACCUGAAGCAUGUUUAGAGAAGAAUGUAGCACAGUCUGGACCAGCUGGACUCAGUAUACAGAAAACAACAUACCCUCAUUAGAUUUCUUCACCUUUCUGCUGUUGAUUUCCUCAUCAUUUGAUACCAUUCAGUGACUAAUGUGCUUCUAAAACUGGUGAAAAAGUAAUAUGAUUAUGAAGUUUAGAUUUCUGCAGGUUUACUCAUGUCCCACUUUGUUGUGUUGUUGCCUGCUGACAAAGUUUGCAGCUAAAAGUCCUAACAUUGAUCAUGGAUAGACCAUUACCUUGUUCUGGGUUAAUAAUUUGACCAUCAAUGAAUAUUUCUCAUCUAUAAUAUCUGAUACAUGAUCAGGAGAUGGCAUAUGGUAUUCACUGUUCCUGUGCUCGACAUCCUGUACUAUAGGUCUAUCUUCUCUGUUCAGCUCGAUGCAUGCUGGGCUCCGGCUCUGUCGAAAAUAGACUUGGCACGUAUCUUUAGCGGAGCAGAGCGGGGAAACGCUUCUGGGAUGGAGCGGCGCUCUCCGUGGAAAAAUGAGCGUUGACCAGAACAGGCACAUAUUGGCUCCAGAGAGUAUGGUGCUGAUGGAAUUUAGAGCACACACAGUCUGUGAGUUUUAGACUCUAGUGAUGAUUACAGAUCAUACUAACAGUGAAGCUUUAAUGUGAAUAACAAAUCUCAAAAAUGGAGAUAAAACCGUUUUGAAAUAAAAAAAUAAUUGAGUUUUAAACUUGUUUAAACUUUAAAUAUAUCCUAUUUUGUAUUUUAGGUUUACAAUCCCUUAUGAGAGAUCAUGAUUUAGAGUCACAGAUAACUUCGCAGAUAGCUAAUAGUCUUCAAGAUAACCUCAAGAAGGGGUUCGGAUUUGGCUCAGAGGUUCAAGAACGCUAUAUGUACAGAGCUUUUAUCCUCUGACUUCCAGCCUGAACUCUUCUCUGCACACCUUCUUCUGCUCUCUACUCCCCAAAAUCCCUGUUUCUCUUACCUGUCUCAUCCAAUAAAGACAAGAUACUCCACAAAUUACAUCAAAGAUCCUAAAGAUCUAAAACAGAAACGUGAUUACUUGCUCACCCUUACAUCAAGGGAACCAAGGUGACAUUGAGCCAUACUGAAGCAGACUUGAUUGAUUCAUAUCGCCUGUUUAGAUAGAAGAAAGCAUGCAAGAAUGCGUGUAUUUGUCUUGCACCUUUGAGGCUAUAGGUUACUCCAUACUAUAUUGAUUUGCCAUUAACCCAAUCCUCCUUUUAGCAGGAUUGCUGACAUCCCCAAAGAAUUUAUGGAGAUAAAAGUCUGUGUGUAUACACCCAUUACAGAAAGGGGAAGGGGCAUGUCAGAAACCGAGAGGGGCUGUGUUGUUAAUUCCACUUUGAUUGACAGACUCUAUAACAAAGCUGCGAGGGGAAACAGCAGAGGAAGACAGAAGAUGCCUGUGCCUGUGAGCUACACCAUGAUGGAAAUUCAAUUGCCAAAACAAACUUUGCAUUAUUAGAGUAUUAUCACCUUGAUCCGUCUUCUCUUCUGGUGAUAAUGAAAUAAGGUGGAAAAUCAAAUGACUGAAAGGGUAAACCGAGAAGAUAUCUGGCGGGUAGGUGGAGGGCUGAAGGGAGAUGCCGAGAUAAAAAGCAAAUUCAAUGAGUGUAAAUGAGCAGAGGGGGGAAAGAGGAAGAGAGCGUGUAAAAGUGAAAAAAAAAAAAGCAGUGAGAGAUUGGCGCAGGGCGGAGAGUGUGGAUGCCAUAUCCCAGAUGCCAUGGCUCAGAUCUGGUCUGUGACUCAUGCAAGCUCUCUGUGAACAGAUGGUUUCUAUGGUGCAUGUGCUCACACAGAUAUGCACACACUUAUGUACACACACUCGAACGCACACUUGCAGAGCAGUAAAUUAGAUGGGCCAAUUAGAUAUGGCUGCCAUUCUGCAGCUGAGGGGAGAGAAAACUAACAUGGCAGAGGUUUACAGACGCUGCUGCAGAGCCGUGACAGUGAGGAAAGGCUCAAUGGGCCCCUUCAUUAACUGAUAAACGCCACAUGUGCUGCAAACAGCUCCCUCACUAUCACUGUUCGUGAGAUUAACAGAUCAUCUGGGCAGUAACUAGCGCUGAAGAUUAAAAAAAUAAUGAUAAUAACAGCAGAACUGAAAUCUGAUAAGUAUGUUAAUAUUAGGGGUAGGAGAAAAAAAAUCAAUACAGCGUAGUAUCGCAAUAUUUUGUCCAUCCAGUAUUGAUUUUUUUCAAAUUAAUGGCUAAUAUGAACUCAAGUCUAUGGAAAUGGAAAAAUAAAAUCAAUUGUUUGUUCAGUGAGGUUGGCAGAGGCGACAUCAUAACACAGGUAAAAGUUCGUACAACAAACACGGCAGCACCUGGAGCGGAACACUAGGAAUGCAAGCAGCGCACAAAUGAGCCAUUGUCAGCCAUUGUCAACUGUUGUUAGCUACCAGUUGAAAACAACAUAUAACACAGUAUUUUUACAAACACCAUAGCACCGUGUUCACAGUUAGACAUUGGGCAGUAAAACAUAUACCACUUACUUAAUAUCACAGGAACAAAACAGAAGUGCUAAUAAAUCUUACACUGUUACUCUUUACUGUUGAUGCACUGCGCUGCCAUCUUGAAUUUUGACGUCGUCAAGUCAGGGUUGGCGAGGAUCGUCCGACUUUCCGAGUCGGAAACCCGACUUCAGGGGGACGUUCCAGAUGAAUUUCCCACUCAAGCUCGGAAAUUCCGACUUCUGAGUACGACUUGAACAACAAAAAUAAGGGAAAGUAAAAUGCUAAAUCAGCCAAGCAGUUGCAAAAAAUGUAUGAAUCGCAAAAUAUGGUAUCCCAAUACUCACUGUAUUGCAAAAUCAUAAUAUCAAAUCGUGGCGUAAGUAUUGUGCUAAUAUCGUAUCGGAGGGCCUCUAGUGAUUUCCACCCCUUGUAAAUAUGCUCUUGAACUCAUACAAAAAUAAGAGAUAUUCACUGUAUGAACUCAGGUGUUGAUCUGCAUCAGUCAAAGUAAAUUAUUAUUUUUUAAAAAUCACCAAUAACCAUGAUUGAUUCAAUCAUCCUAAAAUUUCAAUUGCAUUAUACUUUAAAAAGAACCGUAAUCAUCUAAUUAUAUGUGUGACAGCUCCCGGCCAAUCAUCUCUUUCCUGCUGAGCAAUCUUCAUCUCUGUCUACAUUGGAAAUAAAUUACUUUUUGUUCCACAGCGUGUGUCUACGGUUUUAAUUUACUUCCCAUUUCAGCUGAGUUUGUUGCGGCACUGUCUUCUUCAACAGCAAAUCACUUCUGUAAACUUUAUUUUUUAGUUGAACUGAAUGAGAGGAUGCUAAAAUAGCUUUACACAGUGUUCUGAAAACUAAGAUUUUUCAUGAGCCUCUCUGUCAUCCCACAAUAUCAGAAAACUUAACUCAGUUCUGUGUAUCAACCUUCUAUGCCAGUCCAGGUUCUGUAGAGGUCUUUGCCAGUCCUUAUGUCUCACUUUUUAUUUGUUUUAACCCUGUAUGGAACCACUUUUUUUAUGUGAGGGAAACACAAUGAUGUGAAGCACCAUUGAUGCUUUAAUAGUGUUGAGGAAAACCGGCUGCAUCCAUUGUCACAGGUGAGCUUGGAAAUAUCUAGUGUUUCAGUUCAGUGCAGUUCAUUUUAUGGGAACUGUUAGCACAGUAGUAAGCUGAGUUUCCAGUGGUCUAUAUGGGAAACCUUAUCUUAGUGUGUCGUUUGAGGACACUAAGGAGUAAUGUUUCAGUCUGUUAAUGGGGUCUGAACCCUGACCGUCUGGUUCAAAGACAGUCUGCUGCAUCCAUAAAUCCCUGUGCCUCCAUCUCGUUCAAUCCCAGAAGUUCAGCUAAUUGUUAGUUUCUCAUUCUCUCCUGAUCUAGCCUAAUCCUUUUGAAACUUUUGUUAUGCCCUGAGCCUUUCCUUCUUAGGGAUACUUGGCUAUUGUGCUCAGCAGAUUCAGGGCAGCACUAUCUCCAGGAAGAGAAAAUCUUUAUCUCCAGACAUGCUUCAGAGAUUAUAAAUAGAGACCUGAAUUAGCAUUUUAGUGGGUGAUGUCUGUGAUUUAUUCAGAUUUCAAAUAAUGCCAAUCAACUCAUUUCAGUAGUCUAGAGAAGGGAGCUCUUUAUUGGCCAUAACAGAAGACAAACCCACUUUGUGUCUUUUUUUGUUGGACUGAGUCUGUAAUUUUCUGACAACCUGGGCUGACAGAGGACAGGAGGCCUGUGGAUGCUGCUGUCAGCCCCACUGCUAUCAUCUAAUCUCUCCGUCUGCCUGCAGCUCAUAGUGUCUCUGCAUGGUCACUACUUUGUACUUUAUGUAUGCAGCUUUAACCUUGACUUUCAAACACUGCAGAUGCACUCUUCUGUGCUUUGCAUUUGGAAAGAUUUGUUGCCAGGUGGUACACAGACAAAAAUUUGCAUUCAAUUAAAUCUCAAACUCUGCACCCAAGUAUAGUUAUAGUCCUCCAGCAAAGCUUAUGGAGCUGUGGACAAACUUUAGAAAUUAAUUACACAGAAUAUUAAUUUUCUCCCCCCUGCUUGCGAUGUUGACAUGUAGUUACUGUAAGACUGGUUUGCGCUCAAGUCCUCUUUUUUUCUGUACAGCUCCAUUUUUAAAAGUUAUUAGGGGGUUCAUGUUUUCUAUGAUUGACACUUAAUACAGCCUAUGGGCCUACGAAGAUUACGUAGCUCACUCGGGGGAUACGCUGAUUGAGCCGAGCAUCAUCACUUGAAUCUCAGCGACUCUCCCGCCAAAUGCGUAUAAUGCUACUGCGCAAUGUUGGUUUCAGGGAGUGGAGAAAAAACGCAGAAUUACAGAGAGCUUUUCGGCUACAAAUCUGUAUACUGGCGGAAGGCGGAGCCAAAUUGUCCAUAGUAUAUACAGUCUAUGGUUGCAAAUCUCUUAAUUUAAAGGUCAAAUUUUUGGUUUCUAAUGACUCAGUCUGUGAUAUUAAACGUCUUAAUGCUGCAAAAAUUUGUGGAAGUUAGCCUCAGCAGAGGCUGUGGUGGCUGAAAUGGAAUAUUUUAUGUUUUUUUCACCUUGUUAACAUACAUUUGAUACAAUCAGGCUAGAGGGCGCAGAUAGCAUCAUGCAAUGAGACAAUUCUCCAACCAAAGAGGAUUCGGCUUUAUCUGAUUGUUAAACAGUGUGUGUAAAGUAAAAAGAAAUGACAGUGGCCACUCUCGUUUCAUGAAUGCAAGUGGUACAACUCCCUAACAAGUCCUUCGUACUUGAACUCUGAAACAAACACUCAUUGCUUAUUAUUAUUAUUAUUCAAAUAUUUUUAUCAAGUUUUUCAAAAGCAGAAACAAACACAUCCACCAAUAUAAAGGGCACAACAUACAAACUUCCUACAUACAAAAGCUCCGAUGAUAAAAAGUGUUUUCUUACUUGGAUUUAGAGGAAUGUCAUAUUUGAGUUCCAGUAUCUCUGGUAGGGAAUUCUGUGGUGAAAUAAUCUAAAAAAGGCUGCCAGACUGUAUAGAAUCUUUUGACGGAUCCUCGAGAAAUGCUCAUUUAAUGUGUAAAAUAUAAAUAACUUAGAAACAAUAUAACUUUCUCUCCCUUUCAUGUCAAACCUACUACGCUGCCUAUUAGCUAUCCACUAAAUAUCCUGAUGAAUCAAAUCUUACUGGAUGUUGCUAUUUUUUCUGUGUUCUUUGUGGUAUACAGUGCUAUUUGAGGUAUUCACUUAUUUCCCAGGGGCUUUUUGUUUAGAAGAACGAGAGCGAUUUAGUUGGCACGUCAGCACUGCAAGCUGUGCACCUGGGCGUGUGCCGCGUGUGCUGUAAUCAACCUGGACUGACUACAGCAGGAUCAAUUCCUUUAGGACAGCAGGAGGGUUUCUCUAGCAGAAUGUGAACGUGCUGACUGAGCUGACGGGUCCGGAUUAGUGAAAUGAAACACCUCCAAUGUGAGUGACAGUGCCAAUUUUACAUGAAUAUGCUCAUGGAUAAUUGAGAAAAAUAAGAGUUUAUGUUGUGAGAUGUUUGUGUCUUUUCCAACUGCUGUGUAGGACUGAGAUGUGCUGGCGUUAAUUUUGACUGAAGGUGCAACCUGCUCCAAUAAAAAUACCUCCCAUGGAGCAAGGGGGAAAACCUGCUGUCUUUUGUUCUCAGCCCUUCCUUUCAGCUCAUGGUCCCUUUUUAAUAACUUGUAAAUUUGUAUCUGUCUUCAUAACAACCUAAGUUCACUUCUGGCUUCCUCUUUUUAUUCCUCUUUUCUUUUUUCAUAUCCUUUUGUUUGUCUUCUCUUCAUCUCAGACAGCCAGCGUCUGUCUUCCCUCUUCCUUUUCCUCUUCACACUCUAUCCAUCAUAGCUGGCAUUUUGCCGAUCAGUAAUGCACAUCAGCUUGCUCUUCCCAUUAAUGAAAUACAUCCCUCUUUUUUUCCCUUUCUUUAAGCAGCUGAAUUCUGAUUGCCUUUUUAUCAUUCACGGCAUCACUCAGUCCUGUAUCUUUGACUACCGACCAUCAUCAUUUACUCUUCCUCUCCCUGCUCUGCGCUCAGGGAAUUUGUCUUCACAUACUUGACCUAUGACUAAUGAGCAAACCUCUGUUCAUAUCAACCGCACAGUUGAUCUGUGUCAAUACAAGGCUCUGUCAAUGCAUUUGAGGAGAGAAACCUGGGAUUUAUUUAUUUUUUAACAGAAUUGUUGGUAUUCUGAGGGUAGUAAUUAGAGAGAUAAGUUACAUUACCUCAGUGCUUGGUCCAAGAUCAUAUCUGGCCUGGACCCAUGCCCUUGACUGGUUAAUGAGGAGGAAAUACUGUAAACAGCCCAGCUAAUUUACUGCCGGAGGAGCUCUGAGAUGAUGAAGUAAGCUUUGGGAGUGUUUAAUUUAUCACUUGUAAAAGACGAACAGCACAGUGCACACUGCAGUGAGAAAUCAUGGCUAAAGGCGUACCUUCAUUAACAUUAGCAUACGCUUUGUGAUCAUUAACUUAAGUUUCUUUUUUUUUUUUUUAUCGAUUAGUUUAGAGCCGAGAACCACUGCUGUUAGGUUUUCCCUUUUAAACAUUUCUGAUUUUCGAGAGGGGGUCAUAGCCAACUCUGUGGUUUUGGCACAGACUGUGGUCUCAGCCACUAGGGGCGCUAUAGAGACUAGUCCCUGGCAUGAUCUCUUGUGGCACAGACCAUGGUCUCGGCCACUACGCGCGCUGUAGAGACUGGAAGAGACUACUCACUGUCUGGUUUUUGCGGUUUGUCAGUUGUCAGGAUCAGUAAUUAAGCGGUUUGUAGGUUGGUUUUGACCUUUAAUAAACUGAGACCACGGUCUGUGCCACAGGAACCACAGGAGACCACGCCAGAAACCAGUCUCUAUAGCGCCCCUAGUGGCUGAGACCACGGUCUAUGCGGCUGAGACCACAGCCUGUGCCAAAACCACAGAAUUGGCUACAACUGCUGCUGAGAUUUUCCCAAUUUACACCAAGUCUUUGGACAUGUUUUAUUUAAGAAGGGGUUUGUGACACAUUAGAAUGACAUUAAUUAUGAGGUUUUUCAGAAAAUAGUUUUGCUAAUAAUGACCUCAGUGCAGAUCUUUUACUGGGGUGUGGCUUUGACCAAGAGGCUAAAUCACAGGUUGAAUAGGCUAUAGCUAAGGUGGGCAAUCUAUAUCCAAUUCCUAUACCUGCAGCCCAUUACUGCAUUUCAUUCCCCAGUAAACCUGUUCAAUUUUGACACGAAAGGCAAGAUGACUCCGUCUUAAAACCAAGAUGGUUUUGCCAAGCUAAGAGUUUUCAGACAGACAGACACUGCAGACAGUUUCUCUACAUGUUCAAGUGAGGGGCAUUAAAGUGAUUUCAGAUAGACAUUUUUUGUGGCUUAACAUGGAUGUGUUGACAACAUGAGAGGUUUCUGCAUACAGAAAUGUAAUAUAUGACACACAUGUCCAUAUAUCAUGAGUGAUAACCAGAUCAAAAGAUAAGAAGAACAUAUUGAUCCCCAAAAGGAAAUUCAAUCUGAUGUUGCCACAUGUUACACAUAAAUUAGCAUAAAUUACAUUUCUGUAUGAGUCAGGUCUUUUGACUGACAUUGAGCAAUGCUAAUAGUUUGCUGAAAUUUAGCAGUCCAGUUUGUGUGUUGCUAACACACACAAACACAUACAACAACAAAUAAAAUAGAUUAAAAAAAGAACACAUUUUUUUUCUGUUUUAGCAUCAGCCGAUGAUUUGCUUUGCAGAUAAAGCAAAAUAAACAACUGAUUGACAGCUAUCCACUACCAUUUGCGCUUACGUACAAAUUUAUGCUAUGUUGCUAGGCAACAUGACCUCAGUGCGACAGGUAGAAAAAUUGUGAUGAUUACAGUCAGUUGUCUUUUCUUCCAUGAUCCAUUUAAAUGUGUCUGUCAGAAGAUGAUAGUAAGAGAACGAUCAGUCCAUGGUCAGCUGGUCCAUCAUCAGAAAACUGACACUUGACAGCAGCUAGUGGAGGCAGCGACUGUGCAAUCAGCUGAUAUGCCCCCAGCAUCUUAAAUCUGAGGUUACGUAUCAUUUUUUCAUGAUUUUGAGACCUUAGUUUACAUACUAAGCAAUAUUUUUAUUUCAGCUCUGCAGUAAUAUGCAAAUCGUCUUUGUAGGCAACCAAAUGAGCCGAGGUGUUAAACCAAUUCUCUGCUCCUUUUUUACAACAUUUCAGAUUUCAUGCAGUAAACAUUGAGUGAAAGUAUAAAGGAUAAAGGUGUGUUUGUAAGUAGUGUGUGGGUUUUUUCCUGCCCUAGGAGAUAGAAUACCUCGGUCAACCACAAAACCCACACCACUGGUUAAGCUGCUCCUCUGAAUAUAUGAGGCACCCUGCAGAGUAGCCUAUUAUUCUUACCCUAAAAUCCUCGGGGGCUUGGCUCCAGCAAAAGACAGUACAGAUUGUACACCAAAACAAGCUCCUGAUAUCUAAAUUUCACCAGUAGAUGUUUGUGUGAGUUUGGGCAAGUGUGUUUUUUCCUCUUUCUAAAAAAUGUACAAAUCUGUGCGGCUGCAGGGUGAAGUUUGCCCUAAAUGGCUUAAUCCUCAUCUCACGGCUUCAUAUGGGCAGCUUCACAUUACAGUGUUCAUCAGUCGCUUGUACCGCUUGUCACAUGAAGACGGUGGGGAAGUGCAGGCAAUCUGUGGUGUCAUUAUUGAUCGGGGGGCGAGGAGAUGAGCAGGAUAUACGAAGUGUGUGAGAGUGUGUGCUUGCAAGUGUGUAAACUACCCACUAGUCAUUUGAUAGAUUAUAGCUGCACGAUGGGCCGGGAUGAGCGAUGAUCAGGGUGCUGCUGUGUGUGAGCGCGCAUUGUAUUUUCUUCUUUGUGUGUGUUUGUGUGCUCAUGUGGAAGCUGAAGUCUCCCUAUGUAAACAUUUGUCUACAAGCGUGUGAGUGUGUAGGUGUGUGCGCAGGAUAAGUGUGUCGCUUCUGGCUAACAAAGGGAUGAUUGAGUGUAGCAGCAAGAAGACUCUGAGGUUGGAAACCAUUUCUCAGUCCAGUGAACCUAAAUUUAGAUAUAGCACAGCUCUAUUAGGUUGUGAUUGAACUAAUGUGCUGGUAGGAAAUUGGUGGGAAAUGGUUUAUAAUGAUCAAAAUAGACAAUCAGACCAGAGACUGUGUAGGUGUAUCCGCUAAAAUAAAACAUACCUGUGUGUAUUUCAGGUCUGAGUGUGAGUGAGGAGCCUCCUCUCCACCGGGUAACCACCGCCCCUCCGGCAACAGACCACCAGAGAGGGCCGCCAUGUCGCAGCAACAGCCUCCAGCCCCCCUCAACCCCGGCUCUGCCCCGACGCUAUCUACCUGCUCAACCAAGAAGCUCCCCUGGAGGUCAGUUCGAAGUAUUUUAUCUGACAUUAGAGUGUAAUUUUUUCCACACCACAGAUACCUUCUGUUUCGGGAUUUUCAGAACUGGAAGAAAGAUUACAUUUUCAAGCAUGCUCGCAAUUUUAAACAAGCACAAUGUGUUCCUGAAGCACAAGCUCCUGCUUUCAGAGGCUUUUGAGAGCCAUUUGAGGACUACUCGAAGCCACUUUCAUCAAACUCUGACUCUGUGGAUCACUUAUCACAGAUCCAAGGGCAAAACUACCUUUAAGUGUCUUUUAUAGCCAUUUAUUUCAGACCACACCUGCACAUCACUUUGUUUUUUGCUUUUUUUUCAAUUGCAUGCCCUCCAGGAAGUGCUUGGGCUAUUUUAAGGUCCAUUAAAGAAAAAUAUCUUAGAGUUUAGAAUAGUAUACUGCUGCUAAUAGGUUUUUUAAGAAUGUGUAAAAUCACAACUGCCUGUCUGGGAGUGAGAAAGCACACUGGUGGUGAUGCUUUUCACACAAACAUAUACAUUUCACACAUGGCAGAAGCCCAGUAGUAUCACACUUGAGUCACACUUAAUGCAUGUCUUAAAACUUUUACAGCAUCUCACUGAAUAAGUGAAAAUUCAAAGAUCUGCCCCCUUCUGCUGUUGUGUGAAAACUAACAAUGUGGACAUUAAUGUAGUACUGGUUCCAACAGGUUUUCUCCCAGCCGUGCCGGCGUGCUCUGAAUGCAGACAGUGUAGUGUCUGUGAGAAGAUUAUUCUCACUCUUUGUUUCUGUAGGCCUGAACUGAUUUUAAAUGUGCGGUAAAUUAUUGAUGAGGGAUCCUGAGGAGUCCUUGUCAACCUGCGAGCUCUGAACAGACACCACUUUAUCUCAGUACAAAAAAGACUCACUUUGUCAGACAUUUGCGCAUACGUCUUAUCUAUCCACAGACUCCUCUGUCCAGCUGAGCCUCUGAAAGCUUAAGGCAGAUAACACCCACAAAGAAAGAGAGUCAGGGCUGUACCUAGCAGGUGACAUAAGGAAACUUCCUCUGACUGCACUUAAUAUUCCUGAUCCUCCUCAGGGUGGUGCCCUACGCUGACCAAAGCUUUGUGUUGAAUAUUAAUCAAAGAAUGGCCAGCAGGGGGCGAUUCUACAGGAUACAAAAGCAGCACGGCUGUAAGAACAUUAUUGCAGUUCUCAGUUUAGCUUCUUCUGUAAACAAUUUACUUUUUAAAAUUAUAGUUUUAUUUUUUUUCAACACAGCAUGUGUUUUUCUGUUUUUCUUCUUCUUUUAAUAAUUUGGUAUAUGUUAGGAAAGCAGGAUAUUUGAAAAGUUGCUUCCAAGUCAGACCUUAAUUUUUUGAAAGCAAAUGUUUAAAUGUUGGAUUUCAUUACUAUACAUGAGCAAUGAUUCAGAUUGCAAGGUUCAUGUGUGUUGAAGUAUUCCCCAGGCACCCAGAUAGGACUACAGGGUGCUCUGAAUGGCUUCUUUAAAAAGUCACAAUAAAAUUCAACAAGCUCAAUGUGAAAUUUGCUCAAAUUGUGACAUCAAUAGACAGUAAAUUUCCUUAAAAGGGCAAAUUUAUGAUCUUAUAACAAGAAACACAACUUUGUUGCAUGGCAACAGUGAAGGAUGCUUCCAGAAUGUUAGGUUCUGGGAUGUUAGCGGGGAAGGGCUUAAAGGGACAGUGGCUUAAAUUAAGUGUUACAGACAUGGGCUGGAUUAAAGGUUUUCAAAGACAGCAGCCUGAAAUGUGUGAAGAAUUUGUCAAACUUUACAUCCACUUUAAUUCUCAUUUUAACUUUGUUCUAACAUUAGUGUUAAGCUCAAAUCACUUUCAGCAUCUUUAUGACCACACACAACUGCGCCCAUGACUUAUUCUUCUCACGUUAUCAAACACUUCAAAGCUACAAGUCUUUCAUACUCUCAUUAGUACUCAGAAAUGAACUGUAUAAUUGGUUUACUGUGUGUGUGGUAGCUUGAACAUGCUUGACGAUAAUUCCUCUCUGUAGCCUAAAAACUAUAAGCCGUACGGUGCAGAGAUGCUGAAAGGCAUGAGACUGUUCAUAGAGAUUUGUAGGUCACUCCAGGCUACCAAAUCAGGUUUGGUUUCGUUCCCAAAAAUUCAACACCAUAAAGCUGAGUAAAUUAUCAACAUAUAUUUCAUUACAUCUCAGCACAAGUUGACUUUACAGUCGAUCUUCAUAUACAAGUACAAGACACUCCUGUCAGUCCCACCACUACUACCGUGACAGUGUGUGACAGAGUGUGAGUCUGGAGCUCACUUGGCAGUAAUAAGCCACUCUGAGACUUUUCAUGACCGCACUAACACAUGCACAGUGAACACAGACACACACACAGAGACAAAGACAAACCCACACACACACAGUGUCUCUGCAGGGCUGGAGUAUCUCUCCUGGGUUUUUUGGGGUGGAUUUGUUCAGGAUCAGAGGCUCCUCUCCCAUUACAGGUCUAAUUAGUUUCUUUUCAAGGCCUCUCUCCUUUUCUCCUCUCUGCUUCACAACAGAUUUGAAGCUAACCUCCUGCAACCUACUUCCUUCACUAUCAUCUCUUCGUCUUUUUCUUCUUAAGCAUUUGAAAUUUGUGGGCUGAUGUGUCUUGCAUUCAUUGUUUCAAAUCACUGACUUUUACUCCUACACAACUCAGCAACAGUGUCACAGAGUUCAUCAUUGUUGUCUGUCUUAUCUGCAAAGUGCAUCACGUCACAAAAAGCAGAAGGGUGAUGGGCUCAUCACCCUCAAAGCUUCUCUUUGACCCAGAGUCCUGUGGGACAUAGUUAUACCGCACAGCAGGGGGGAGGAGAGAGCUGCAGAUGAAAGCAGAAGGAUAACUGAAAGAUUGAAAAAAGUUAGUUGAGGGGGAAAAUCAGUGAAGAAAUAAAGAUGAGAGAGUGAGGAGUUGACAGGGAGGAGAGUGGGUUUGAUGCAUGUCUGUGUACCUGUGAGGAUGUUUGACAAGAUUGACAUAAUCUGUCAUAAUCUGAGGUGUUUUUUUUUUUGACAGUUCACUUCUGCAGUAACUUCUGUUAUGUAAAUACUAAUGUGUGUUACUGUUGAUUGACAGUUGGCAGGAAGGAGUUUCAGCGGAAUUCAGAGGUCACACGUUCACUCCCAUCUUCCCCAAAGAGGCUGGCGGUGGUUCCUCCAAAACCUCAGUCCCCAGGUGAGUCUCUCUUCCCCUUCACACAGAAAUAGAGAUGUUGAAAGUUUUCUUUCUCUUCCUUUACCUGGGGAUCAAAUUAGAGUCACACAUAACCCAGAAAGAAACCACAAUAGACCAUUUAUGAAGCUUACAUUUGACUCGUGAUAGGCACCUCUGUUAACUCUCUGCUUAUUCCAGAGUUUACAUUUCUGAGCUACACUGCCAUUAAAGGGAUAUUCCGGCGUAAAAUUAAUUUAGGGUCAAAUAGACCUUAACACCGAGUUAGACACCCCCUCGAGUGAUGCAUGUUGCUGACCUCUUGCUUCUCUAGUUAUACCAACUCUAAUAACAACUGCAUGAUAGUAAUACACAGCGGUCUGAGGAGCCAUAAACAAACCUCAACCAAAAAGCCACUCUAUAGCCACAAAUAAUGCUUAGAACAACACCUAACAUUAUCAACUGUACAUAUAGGGUCCUAGCCAUAUCACUAGCCACCAAACAUCUUUGUAGCUUUGCCUGAUUUCUUCAGCAAAGAGACGAAACACAACUCACCUACUCUCUUCCAACAGCUGCUUGUUUGUAGCGAGACCUCAGGCCAGUCCGUUAUGGACUACAGCGGGGUGACGCAGCUCAAGGAAGAACAUUUAUGAUCAUUACUUUAUCAUUUUCUUGAAGUAAUAGUCACCAUAUUAAUCAUUUUGCACUGCAGACGUGGUAGUUCUUCUGCCUUAGCGUCUCUGUCUGAUUGCAUUUCCAUGAAGAAAUGAAGAAGUGAGUUUUACCCUAAAUUAAUUUUACACCAGAAUAUCCCUUUAGGGCGAAUUUUGCCCUCAGCAAUGAAAAAAUCAAACUAACAAAGUCCUUUUAACUUUGUUGAUUAGGGUCAGAAGAAAAUAACUGCAUCAAGAGAGUAUCAAAAAUUAACUUAUAAUAUCAUUAUGAAAUGUUUAUAAUGCUCCCUGAUGUUGUUUUUUUUAUAGUGCCUCGUUGAGCUUGAAUAUUUGUCCAAAACUUUAUUUAAUAACUGCAACUCAAUCGUAUCAAUAGCUCUUGGUCUUAAUACAACACAAUGUGUGUAAAUAAAGACAUUAGCUACUGAAACCAUGAUAAGCAUUUUGGCUACAUUCAAGUGAAAACACUUAGUAUGAAAGGUCUUACAAUUUGCUGCUGUAUGCAAACAUCCUGUACUGAGACACUUGAAUAAAAUGGUGUCAUCAUCAGCUUUUUCACUGCUCUGGUUUGAAUCACACCACUAUUUCACAGGUACAAAGUUGUUGUUCUCUUUUACUUUCACCAGCUCUUUGGCUCCCAAUCCUCCUCUUAAGACCUCACACACACCCUACCUUCCAAAACCCCUCUAAAAAUACCCCUCAUUAUUAUGACCUCUUCUUAAUCCACCCACACCAAGAGGAAGACGCUUCCAUCCUUUUAGAUAUCCGAUUCUGGAUUUGAUCCAUGCUGUCUGGACUGCUCUUCCUCUUGGCUCUGCAGCACAAAAAUGAUUUUCUUACAGGAUUGCAGAGGGCCAUCCUGUCGUUCCUUGCAGAGUUGGCAAACACUUCCUCAGGCUACACCUCUUCUCUCUGUGCUUACUUUUCUAUUUUCACUAAGGUGCUGCUGUUACCGUUCACCCUUCUCUCCCCUGCUUCUUUUGCUAGACCCCGUCUCCUCCUACACAGUAUAAGAACAUUUAUUUCCUCUCUGGUCUUCAGCACUAUCUCACAAGCAGAUUUGCUAGUCUUUUUGCAGAUUUGGUGCCCUUGCAUGAGGAAACACUAUGAAUAAUUUGCCCGAAAAUUAAAUUUACCAAGCCUCACUACUCUUAACCACAUCUUAGCAGAAACAUGCACCCUGCUGAGUCUGCUAUCAGCUUCUCUCAUUGUUUUUCAUUGCAUUUUUAUACCCCCUUCAUCAACCCUCCUACUAUCAUCAGCAUGCUGCCUUCACACUCAGCCCGUGAACUCAUUUAGUAUUCACUCAACUCUCCCAAACCUUUCAGGUAGAACCUGCAGAUGUCUAAGUAUGUGAGGAGGAGGAAGGAAUAAUUUACACAAGACUUGUAGUCCUUUCAAAGACAGGGAAUCCUAAUGUGCCUCCAAGGCAGAGACACUGAUGAAGAUGUAAUGCUGAAACAUUCUCUGACAUGGUAUAGAGGAAAAGCCUGGAUUAUUGGAUGCUAUGAAAGCUACAUCUGCUUUUCUUUUCUCUUUUCAUUUUUGGUCAACUCAUUUUUCCUCGUUAAAUGUUCGAGUUGCUCCUUUAGAUACCCCCCCCCCCCCAUUUCUCACUGAAGUCUUUGUCUGUCCUCACUCUCCUCUCAUUUACUCAUCGCCAACAGCAUUCCCUUUAUUUUAUCCCCCACCUCCCUCAAACCGAUCUUGCUCUCAUUACCUGGGACCCUGCACCCCAAGCCCAGCCUCGCGUUGCCAUGGCGAUGGCUCCUCAUGCCUCAGUAGCCCUGAAUGAUAUGGUUAAGGCAGGUGAUGUGGAGCUGCAGUGAUUUCAUUACCGUGUGUGUGUGAGUGUGUGUGUACGUAUUCACGCAAACAGACUCGUGUGUCAGUUUGUGCGAAUGCAGAAGAGGCACAUUUUUGAAGAGGUUUGAUGCAUCCAGAGUAGUGCUGUGUUGUGAUGCUACAAUUUUCCACAGGCAAGUGCUAAAUCACGUAAGGUUAAGGUAACUCACACUGAGGUUAAUCUGGCGGCGUGUUCGGCUUAAUCUUUGUGAUGAAAAAGGGUGUGUGCGUGUGUUUUUGUUUGUCUCGCCUUUCAUUUACCGCCGCAAUUAAUGGGUCAAGACUUUGCUGUAAUGUGGCUAAUUAUUUCACACUCACACAACACAAAUUCUCGGAUAUUGUAACGGCGCCUGUAGAGGACGCAGCUCAAUCAUUUCUUCAUAUCGGUCACAUUCAUCAUGAUUAGACGGUCCAUCAUGAAGAACACCAGGCUGGGAAUCACCUCAAGGCUUCCUCUGUAGAAAAGAUUCAAUUAACUUACCAUCAUUUAUCAUAAGAACACAGUCAUUAGGAAUAGGUCAGGUCAAAUCUCCUCUGAUUUAAUACUCAUCAAUUUCAUUAUCAUGGACGGAUGUGUCCUAGUACGAUUGAAAGAUGAGUACAUGAAUUAUUAAUGCCAUUUGGAUGAUAUCACUAAUUUGUAGAUAUGAUUGAAAUAUUUCUACAUCAAAUGUACUCAGUUUUUUAAAUCCAAUACCUUUUUAAUCUAAAUUUAAUAAUCUGUAUUUGCUUUGCCUCCCGACAGUCCAGUCAGGGCAGCGGCCGGCAGCAGCAGUGAGAGGAUCAGCUCCCCCAGGGUCCCCUCGCCGUGUGGCUCCCCUGCGUGUGCAGCAGGAGCAGCAGGAGAGCCUGCAGAGAGAGAAAGAGGAGGCCCAGCAGAAAGAGAGAGAGAGGCAAGCCAUAGAAAGAGAAAAAGAGGAGCAGAGGGAGGAGGUGAGUCGUCGGGAGAAUCUGAAGCACCGCUUGGAGUUUUUGCGGUUUUUACAAUCUCUUUCAAAUUCUUUGUCGCUUAGGUUCAGAGGCUGCAGGGACGCUGUGAGCAGCAGGAGAGGCAGCUGAGAGCCCUGAGAGAAGAACUGAGGAAGACCUCCUUGGGUCUGGAGGCCUUUAUUAUCAGCACCCAGCAUUACUGCCUCAAGGUAGUCAGUUUGGAGAAGCAAAGCACCCGUAAAAGUAACACUGAAUUUGUUUGACACCAAGAUGAAAUAAAAAUGUUCUCAUGGUGGACAGAGCAACUUCCCAUCAUACUCUUUCUUUUCCCUGCAAUACAACCUCUGGAUCCUCAAAAGGGUUCAUUUAUGAUUUUUGUUGCACACAACAAUCUUAAUCUCAGAAUAUGCAUUCUUACAUGCAACUCAAGCAGUAUUCAUCUCCUUGAGGUGAGAUAUAGAGCGCUGUCCAAGCGCUGCACAAUAAGCAGGAGUGAUUGCACCGUGGGAAGGUUCUUCCAGAGUUCAGUGUGUCACAGAGCAGGUUCCAUCCAGCUCUGUGAGCCUGAUGGAGUCGUUUGGUCUCUCAGGUACCAUAGCUGUAAUACCACUGACUGUCUGGGGACUGUCUGACUUCUUUAUGGUCACUGUCUGGGAGAUGCAAUUAUAGGUUUACAGUGCAAAUACAGCAGACAGAAAUGGUGCAAGUGGGGCUAUGUUUGAGUAUGUAAGAGCUCCCCCUGUUGUCAGCAGUUGUUAACAUCACCAGCAGGUCACAGAGGUAGAGAUUUAUCCGCAUCUUUUCAGUGCUGUAUAUUCUCACUGGUAUUUUUUACGUAGUUUUUGUUCCAGCUGAGUGGUUUUCUAUUAUUGCUUUUAUGUGAACGACAGGAAUCACUGGGCAGUUUGAAAAAGAGAACAUAGAAGACACAGUCUCUUCCUACAAGUAUAGAAGCUUUAAACUUGAACCUUUUUUUUUCUUUGGUAAAUGAUCGAGUAAAAAAAAAAAAAAACUUCCAUCGACCUCAGCUUUAGCUCUGUGAUAUUCACUGACUAACAAAUGUUGGCAAGUUUUACUGAUAAUUAAUAUCCUAUGCUCAACAUCAGCAAGUUUUUUUAAAGAUGAAGAUAAGAUUGCUUUAUAGAAAAAACUUAUUUGACAGUUCGUUUUUUUGUCAUAUUCUCUUUAGUUAGUUUAGAUCAUUCAGGUAAUGGAUUUUGUUUUUAUUUUUCCAGAAUAAAACAACUGAAGAAAAUCAAAGGAAAUUGUCGAUGGAAAUGGAAAAGAUCAAAGAGGAAAUGGGUAAGUGAACAACCUUUUACUUUAAAGCUCCUGUGAUGAUUUUGGUGCCCCCUCCUUUAUCUCAUCCUCUACAUGCUUAAAUAGUGAUGCUUUCACAUAUAUAUCUCGUUCUGCUGACCUCUGACAGUCACAUGUAUCAUUUAUCAUGAAUAUUCUUUACGGAUCUUGUAGAAACAGCGCUGUUUCUUCUGCUAAAAGGCCGACACCUACUCCCUUGCCCAGACCUAAGACACUGAAAAUUAGGAUGUAAAAAUCUUAAAUCUUGUCCCUGAUGGCCUUGUUUACUUUUGGAUAUCAUUAAAUGACAUAAAUGUAAAUCUUUCAUGAACAAAAAAAACUUCUUAUUAGAGCUUUAACAGAAAUAACAUGAACAAAUGCUCAGUUUUAUUCAAGUCUAACGGUAUUACAUGUGGAAGACAGCCAGGUCACACAAUAACAGGUCUUUUAAACUAAUAAGACAUCAUUAUUUUAAUUAAAAUAGCAUAUAUAAUAUAUGUAAACUAAAUACUUUUGGUGUUGUUGUGUUUAAUUUAAUGUUGCUCAAAUUAAAGUUAAUUACCUCUGACUGCAGUAUCUAUAGUAAAAGAUGCACAGUAAAACUUUAAGUGGGUUAUUCUGGGCUCUAAUAUCAUUAAAUGAUAUCAAAAACAAACCCUUCUUCAUACAUAGCAUCCAACUCAGCACGAUGGGAGAGACUGCACCGUGAAAAAACAGCUCUGGAGGUGGCGUUUGAACGAGAGCUGCAGGAGCUGCAGCUGCAGCAGGAGGCCGAGCUGGCUGCAGUGGAGGAGGGGCUCCGAAAGUGUCACGCAGCCGAGGAGGAACACCUGAAGGCGGAGCAUCGCUCAGAGAUGGAGGAGCUGAGGACUCAGCAGCAGGAACAGGUGAGAGCAAGGCAUCAUGGGAGAUGUGUCUUUUAAAAUUUCAUCUGGUGAGUCACUAAAGGGCAAUUCUGUUCUUAUGUUUGUGUGUUAGGUGGAAGAGAUGACAGUCCACCACCAGGCAGCCAUUCAAGAGCUCAGAGACAUGCAUAACAUCACCAUGGCAACACUGCAUGAGGAGCACGCCCGUACCAUGAGAGGUAUGAUUUGAGAUGUCAUUUAGAAACAUAGUACGGCACCAGCAUUGCACAAACAACAACAACACCUCUCCCUUUUAUCAACAUGUCUCUGUGUGCAGACUUAAGAAAAGCCCACGAGCAACAAAAGAUGCUUCUAGAGGAAGAUUUUGAGAAACUCCGGCUUUCUCUACAGGUAUGAUUCUUUAAAAAAAAGAAAAGGUGCAUAAGGAUUUUUUUCUUCAACAAUGCACUUGAAUAAAGCACUGUAUUGUGUUGUGUGUUUGUGUGUAUGAUUUGUAGGAUCAAGUGGACACUCUGACGUUUCAAAAUCAGAGUCUGAGGGACAAAGCCAAACGCUUUGAAGAGGCUUUGAGGAGAAGUACAGAUGAACAGAUAGUAGUGAGUUAACCUGAAACACCAAAACACAGUCAAGUACUCUUAUACAGCUGCAAGUAUCUCCCUAACACGCACCACUUACCUCUUACUUUAAUAUCUCAGGUAUCAAAAUAUACUUUUUAUUUAACCUGCAGCAGAAGAAGUCUACUGCUGCUGCAGGUUUCUUAACCUCACCAGUCACUUUCUGCCUGUCUUAUCUGUCGGGCUUGUGUGUGACUAUCUGUGUGUUUGCCUCUAACAGGAUGCUUUGGCUCCAUACCAACACAUUGAACAAGAUCUGAAGAGUCUGAAAGAGGUUGUAGAAAUGAAGAACCAGCAGAUUCAUCAGCAAGAGAAAAAGAUCUCUGAUCUGGAGAAAGUGGUAGGCUCAAAUAAGCUACUUAAACCCCAAUCUCUAACGCAUUAUGUAAACACAAACAUUCACACAUGGGGAUUUGCUAUGUGUGUUCAGUAAAUGAAAGAUUGCGUUGUGUUUGUAUUUUACUUUUGAGCAGGCUCAAAAGAACGUGUUCCUCGAGGAGAGGGUCCAGGUUCUGCAGCAGCAGAAUGAAGAUCUAAAAGCGAGGAUUCAAUUAAACCUUGCUUUGUCCAGGUAGGAAUCACUUUUCAAAAAUAAAAACAAGCAAAAAAAAAAAAGUUGUAUAUUUCCUGUGUCAUCUUCAAUUAAACUUCCUCACUGUUUUUUCUUUUUUUUUUCUGCAGGCAACUGUCAGAGGAAAACGCCAACCUCCACGACUCUGUCGAGAAGGAGAGCACGGAGAAGAAGCGUCUCAGUCGCAACAAUGAGGAACUCUUGUGGCGUCUCCAGACCAGCCCACUCAUGUCCCCCUCUUCCUCACCUCUGCACCGCUCCUUCUCCACCUCCCCUGUCCCCUCAUCCCCUUUCUUCUCCUCCUCACCUGUAGCAGGGUGUGACUCCCCCACUCACUGCCAAGGUUGUUCUCAGCAGGCUCAGUACUGCUCCCCGUCCCACAGAGCAGUCACCACGAAUCAAAAUCUUUCCCCCGGACCCGCCACACCCACUCACAGGGCAGUGAGCAAUCAGAAUUAUUCCCCUGGCCCGGCCACGCCCACACACAGAGUGUCAGCCAAUCGCUGUAACUCUGCCUGUGUCAGCCCUGUGCAGAGAUAAACUCCAUCUCUCUCUCUGACUUUAUUUUCUUUCUUGUCUAAUACUCUUUCAUUUUUCUAUCUUCUUUUCUCAGUCCUUUUGGAAUGUGAAUGGAUUGAAGAAAAACAAAGGCUGAUCCCAUCAUGUAGAAAUACAGAGUCCUGAAAUGUAGACUGUACAUAAUGUAUGAUAACGUCCACAUGUAGUGAAACCUCCUUGCAUUGGUAGUCAUGAGUCCCAAAAGAUAGGAACUGUACAGAUGGAAGGUAGCACACUUUUCUGAGGCUGUGACUUGAUAUCAUUGUGUGUUCUGGUUGAUCCACUCACAAGCAGACAGCUCUAGGUGUGGCUGUUAACACCUGGUAUGAACAUGCAUCUCUAGCGCCCACUUGUGAUCAGAUCUCUCAGUUAGCGUUCAAAAUCUUUGAAUUUCAACAUCAGAGUGCAGAUUUUCAUAAAGGAAAAAAAAAACACUUUUUCAGGUCUGUUAGUAUUAGACUUUUAAAGUUCUUCCUAAAGACUGUGGUCAGAUUGAUCAAUUGAUUGAGUCCAUUGUCCAGGAAUAUUUCAAUGAUCAGGUCACUUUCAUUUGUGACCUUAUUGCCUUCUGAAUUAAUCCUGGAUACAUUUACGUCAGACACUGCAAGAAACAUGAACCUAGCCUUAGUAACAUCAGGCUUUGUUUUCUGUUGAGAAGCCCAAAGGUGGCAACCAGCUCCCAGCUGUUCUAAAACCAGACAAGGUGGUGAAAUUCAUGUUAGACCAAUGAAUCUUGUUUGAGACAACAUGUCCCUUUGAUUUGCCUAGCUUGUCACCUGUUCAUAUAUUCAAAUGAUGAAAACAGCACCAACAAAGCCAACAGUUAAAGAUCACAGACAAGCAGACAAGAUGAAGUUAAUCCUAGCAGUCUGGGGGUUAGCUUCAAAAAACUACCUAGCCAUAUCAGCUACACAUUCUAUUUAGUUGAUUAACGCAAUCAAAACAAAUAAGUUAUAAAAUUCAACUUUAUGCAGUUGGCUUUCUUGACAAUUGAUGCUAUUGCCUCAAUGGGACACUCAAGAAGCUGUGGUUCAUUUUUGCACUUUCACUUUCCACUUUGUUCGUUGUAACUGAAGGUUGUCACGAUUUAAGAUUUUCACCUCAAGAUAACUGUGGGGAAAAAAAACUCAUAAUAAGAUAUUUAUGUCAGGUGGAGCAACGCAUUACUUUACAUACAACGUGGAAGCUAAAAACUACCAAGCUAGCAAGAAAGCUGUUUUGAACACCCCGUUGCGCUGCAGUGGUAGCCACACUUUCUCACAUGUCAUCAUCUAUUCCUGAUAAUGUUUUAUUUGCAACACCAGCCCCCUGACACAAACGUUUAUCUAUACAAAUACUCACUCUUUUUUUUGCAGUGUUAGCUACACUGCAAAAGGCUAUCUAGCUAGCUGGUCUUUUGGUGGUUGGUGUGUAGCUUAAUUAAACCUCCACUGCCGCUACUAUUAACCAGUUAGUUACACAGCAUGACAGUGGACAUUUUCUAGCAUGACAUCAAUAUUUUACUUUAUUUAAAAAGACAAUUUUUGUCACUGCUGGUAGGCUAUGUUGCAACAGCCCUAGCUUACAGCAGUGCUCACAUGACUGCAGCUCCAUCAGGAUGCAUUUUAAUACCAGAUGUAGACAGGGCACCUGAUUUACUGUGAUGUAUUGAAACAAGAUCAUCUCCUUAAAAAGAAGCUUUAUUCUUUCUUUUUCAGGAUCCAACUUUCUUAGCCAAUUCUGUUUUUUCAUCCAAAACAAGGAAAAAAAAACAACUCCCAAAACAAAGCGCCUUAAACUCUUUCCUGCCGACUCACCAGCAGAGAACAUUUUGUUUCGUAAAAGAUUUAGAUCAAGAUUUGGUUUGUAAAUUCAGCCUCCUCAAGGGUGUGUUUAACAUUUUGUAAAAUAGUCCAAUUCUGAUAGUUUAACUUGUGUGGGACGACCCCGUUCCUGGACCCCCAGCCAUUUUACCUACAGAAUACAGAGAACUUGAUGUACAAAACCUUACCAGGUCUUCCUACUGCAAUCUCAACACAUGAGCUAUACCCUUCACUUUCGGGAUCCCUCAGGUCAACUACGCAAAAACUACGUCUGCCAUUUUGUAUUUACCUCAGCGGGAAUGUGCAGUCUGUUGUUCCUCUAACUCAACAGCAACAACAACACAAAAAAACACACAGUUACCAGGGCACUCAGAGCUAAAGGGGGAAACCCAACACAGGAAACUCUGUUUUAAAUGUCGUGCAAUUCUUUAUAAUGUGAUGUUUAUAUCUUUUUCCUUUCUUACAUGUUAGUUGCUACUGAAGCAAGCAUGUACUGUGACAGUCUUCCAGUCUUAAUGUGAAACAUAUUAUUGCUGUGAUCUGUCUAUUUAUUAAGCUUGAGGUGUGAAGGAAGUGAAUGGUGUUUGUAACUCUGAAAAUAUCACCUAAUGGGACAAAGUGGAAUAUAUGAUACCCCAAGAGAAGUUACAGGGGACUGUCUCAUAAUAUAAUAUAAGUCUAUAAGCUAUGUAGGGUUUGAAAAUACAUGCUAACCCUGUCUUUUACCUGUAUAGACCUGUGCUAACUUCUUCAUUACCUAUGUGUUUAUCAGAAUGACACUUUUUUUUCCUUUUAAGUGUCAUGUUAAGAUUUUUACAAGCUACACUGAAUUCUCAGCGUAUGAGAAUAUGCUGUUCAGGGAAUUAUUUUCUAAAUUUAGAUUAGUACAACUUUCAAUUUCCUUUUUAUAGCUUCUCUACAGAACAUUAUGCUCGCUUAAGAUUAUUUCCCGAGAUAAUUUUCCAGGUAUAUAAAAUACAAUAGAGGAACCGAGCUUUGGAAUUUAAAUAAUGAUUAUUUUAUAGCUUACAGUAUCUCAUAGCUGCCUCCUGUACUGUAGUCUACAGACUUACCCUCAGGGUCAUGAUCUUUCACCUGGCUUUGAACCAUUUAACAUAAAAUACUGUAGUAUACAGUGUAAUCUUAGUGAUUUACUGGCACAUAAGCAUAUCUAAAGUUGUUAAAAUGACACGAAACUUCAGCCGUUGUAUAUAAAAAAGGCCAGUGAGAAGAUAUGAGGGUGAGUUGGAGUUUGCUGUUGGCAGCUACAGCAACAUUACUAAGGGGAGCAGGGUUAGUGACUAAUGUAAUACUGUUCAAGUGAAAUAAAAGCAUGAAGAGGGUCAGGGUUUUAACAUUCAGUGCCCCUGGUCACUUUUUUCUUUGUUACUUUUUACCAGCAUGUGAAGGAGGACGUUAAUGGGUUGCCAUUUUUUUCAGUAAUAGACUGAAUUGCGAUACCAGCACUUUGAAGGUCGUGAAAAAGUAAAGACAAAAAGAGAAAAACUUUCACUGAUCUUUAAAGUUUUUUUGUAUGACACGUACACAGGGUUAAAUGCUCUUAAGCAAAUGAUUGUCAAGUACAGCCGAGGAAUUUGAGAGAUGUAUCUCAAUUCUCACUUGUUUUUUUACCUACACUGAUGAUUUUGAGAAUGUCUUUGCAUAUUGAUCUAAUUGAAAGAAUAUACCAGUCAGAAAGUCACUGUGUUUUUGAAUAUUUAAGGUUCACCCUUGUCACGAAAUGACUUUUCAGAUCCUCCUUAAGGUCACUGUAAGUGCAAAAAAUACCAAGUCUACAAAGAUGCAAGUAAAAUGAUUGUUUACAAAACUAACCGGUUUAAUCUUACAUUAGAUUUCUCACCUUUCAAUGCACUGAUUUCUAAACAAUGAACUGGCAUUGUAUUGACCCUUCAAUGUGUCCUGUGGACAUCUGUGUCUCACUAUGCGCUGAAUGUCAAAAACAUAAUGACUGCAUUUUAUACAAGUCAUUCAUGUGAUUGUGUUUGAUAUAAAAGGACCUCUAUGUAGCAGCCAUUUGACAUGUAGCACUUGUUCAAUAUCCUCCCCACAAGAAUCAUGGGUAGUUAAUCUAAUUCAUUCAGAACUGAAACAUUCAUGUUGAUAGUUAAAUGCUGCUGUAGCAAAUAUUUCAAUAGCUUGUCAUUUCCAGCACUAGAAUCAGAUUUUGUGGCGGUAAGCGAUACAGUUAUCCCUCCCAGAUUUGGUCCACAGACAAAGUUUACUGAGUUUGUUAGUUCUGGCACUGAUUGUACGUUUGAAUGUAAAUACAUUUACAACAUGGGUUGUGUCUUUAGUGCACCAAAAAAGUAAUAGAAGCAUGUUUUUUCUGUCUUUGCUGUUUUCUAGCUCUCCCUUUCUCUUUGUUCACCUCUCAGCAUCUGUGAUGGUCAAACUGUAACUGUAGCGUAGGAGGCCUAUAGAGGAAUGAGGAAUGAGGUAGAUCAACAUGUAAUGUAUACAUGGUAUGUUGAUGCUUUCAUUUGUACUUUUUGGGGAGAAUUCAGUAUUAAAAGUACUUCAGAAAAAAAAAG
Molecule: messenger RNA, 51819 nt
Organism: Xyrichtys novacula (pearly razorfish)
Lineage: Eukaryota; Metazoa; Chordata; Actinopteri; Labriformes; Labridae
Source: the annotation of a GenBank genome assembly